AUUGCUGUCUCGCUGCGUGGACGAACGCUGUCUGCUGAAGUAAUGUAGCGGAUUUCUUUCCACGAAAUUAGACGCUUUAGAAACACCGACCCUCAUGGACUAAGAGAAGAAACGCGCUCAGGAUAAUUUUGACCUCUUUUUGUUUCUGGUGCUUUCUUUAUUUGGACGGAGAACAGAUUUGUGUCACCUCAGAGAGAGAGGGAGGAAGGAUCAUCGCAGCAAACAUGUACGUUGAUUUAAAUGCUCUCAUGUCGAAGUCUGUGUCUUUUAUCAAACCAGCUGUGUCUCUUCACAUGAUUUAUCUGUUCUAGUUUGUCUCCUGUCUUGGUCGGGGACUUGGCUCACAUUAGCGCAGGACAUCUUCACUGUGACAUGAGCAGCUUUUCUCUCCCUGCUCUCCUGUCUGCUCUAGUCUGCUCCUGUCACACCGACACGUCCCUCUCUCUUCUGUAUAGAGAACAAACCCUGAGUUUAAAAAUCCUGAAAUUCAGCUGAACUUGUAGUCUAAGAGCUCCAGCUUCGGUCUGUGGCUUCAGUGAAAUCUCUCCUCGUUGGUUUGUUUGGUGCAGGACUCUCCGCAGUGCUUUUCCAGGAUGACUUCAAGUAACACUGGGUGCUGCUCAGCACCGGGACAACAUUAAGUUGCGCAAAGUUUGCCUUUAAAACUAAUGUUGUCUGCUGAAUUGUGUUCACCAGAAACCCGCAAAUCAUCAGGGUUGAGUCUUAAAUAUCUGUUCUCAAGCGGUAACCUAAUGACCGGUUUGGUCACCUAAAUUGAGCUGAAUAUUUGUCUCUGGUGCUAAUGCGCUUUAAAUAUUAUAAUAAGAUGUAGUCAUGUAAUGGAUGCUGUGAUUUGUGUGCGUGCCAGUUCGUUCACGUGUGUGACAACUUCACCUGGUUGUUGGUUUUAAAUGCACCAUUUUGAUGUUACAUUUUAUAGCAUUUUUAUUCAUAAGUAGGGGAGAGUGGGGUAAGUUGCGCCAAAGGGUAAGUUGGUUCAACCCCCCUGUUGCUUGGAAAUGGUAAAAGAAAUUGAUCAUGUGACCAAAUAUUUAGGAGAUGGGCAUCAAUUCAUGGAGUCUGUGAAGGUUAGAAGAACAUGGAUGAAGGGGUUAGACAUUUAUUUCCCAAAAACAUUUUUCACAAUUGAAAGUGAAUUUAGUUUGUCGUACGUUUUAUUAGAAUUUUUUUCAGACCCAAAAAGAUCAUUUUAAAUUUGUUUUAUGCCUCAAUUGUGGUAUCUAUGAGCUACAACAUGAGGUCAAAAACCUAGCAUAAAAGUCCACCAUUUUAGCGUAGAGGACUAAUUAAGUCAUCAUAGUAGUUCUGGGGUAAGUUGAGUCAGUGGUUCAACUGAGAAAGUAAAGGAGUCUGAUGAGAGGAUCAGAGUUUCAGUUCAGAUUGUUGAAAUGUGUUACUUUUUCUUUUCAAAAAUACAGCUGUGAAUGUUCUGAAUGACUUAAAAGGCAUUCUCAUGUUAAAAUGACUUUUAGAAUUAUUGUACCUGUUGGAUAGCAUACAAUAGAUAAAAAUACACAUGAAUAUGAAGAAGUGACUGUUAUUUAGAGCGAGAGAAGGUGAGAGAGGACUGGGAAGGAGAGUGGGGAAACCGCUCGACUUACCCGCUUCUAUGGUCAACUUAUCCCAUACACGGGGUAAGUUGACCAUAGGAGACCACUUUUUUUGCAUGCUUUUUUUUCAUGCUAUAUUAUCAAGACAGUUCUGUUUACACUCAUUCUGUUGGGCUGCAUGAAUGCACAAAAUCUUGAAAUAUGCAGAUUAGAGACAAAACUAUGAUUGCCUUGAUGUAGUGAUCUGAAAUAUGAAAAAUGGCUGAUCUUACCCCACUCUCCCCUAUAUGCGGGAAAACUACUGUGUAAAACCCUGUGUGUGUACUCAAUUUUUAACAGCACAUUCUACAUCUACAAAGUGAAACAAACAACAAGAUAAAAACACUUGACUCUUGCCCACAAUGCACGUGUAUGCAUGGUUUAAAGGGGAAGUGGGCAAGUGGCAUUGCAUCAGCAAAAGUUAAUUGGACCUCCAGUCAGACAAUAAGUGUAGUUGUUCACUUAUUUUCGUUUUUUUACAAACAAAGCCUAAUCAGAAUUUUUACAAAAUUACAUGAAGUUCUUCCAGUGUCCUGUAGACCUGUUUGUGAUGUUAAAACUCAAAGCUCGGUCACUCUGUUUGGUGUCAGACCUGGUGCUUUGUUAGAUUACAGCUGACAUCUGAUUUGCUGGAUACAGUGCAGCAACUACUCACUGCACAGGCAUGGAUAGACAGGUGCUCUGCAGCUGAGAGCAAGUGGCUGAGAGUGUGCCCAACUAAGACCUGAUCAGCAUUUGAGAAAGUGUCUCUGGUUUGUCAUGAACCCUGACCUUAGAGCUGUUUGAUUUUAGCCACAUCUAGUCUGGUGAAUAUGCAAAUUAUUCUGAGUGAUCCCACAGUGAAACUCAUCCAAGCAACAAAGGGAGGAUCCUCUUUUACUUUGGGCUUCUUUUUUUUUUCAAACCAUAAGUUAUGAAAUAUGCGGGGGAAAAGUUAAGCAGAAAAAAAUGACAAUGAACUUGAGUAAUUUUAUUUAUUUAUUUUUUUUUUGGCUGACAGAUUUUAUUAGCUGUUAAUUUCCCUCUCUUCAAAUCUGUUAUUUUGUGAAGGACAUUGAAGAAACUGUCCCUAUCUUAUAUAAACAAUGUAUUGACUGGCUGAUAAUUGAAAGACAGUAAUUUAACUACCUCAUCCAUUUAUUAUGCAAACAGACAAGCUCUCUGUCUCCUGUGACAACAUUCCUGUCAUAGCUGUGAAAUACAGCGCAUACUGUAGUAGUACUCAGCCUGCAGUUCAACUAACAAACAGAGCUGUUUGAUUUUGCUCCAAGUGGGGUCGAGGCCGUGGUCUCCAAAUGUUGCCGUAAUAGGUGACAAAAACAAUCUCGUUCAGGCUGAGUCUGGGAACGCUCCCACCAACCGCAAACACACUGUGCCUGUGUUACUCUCUCAGAGGGAGUUGAACAGUGAGUCCUUUGUGGCCCUGCAGGGCUCUCACUGUUAGAAGACCUAAUUCAGCUAAUAAUCAGGCCUGUGCUAACAAGCUGCAUGAAACAGAUACAGAGCGGAGGACAGACACUGCUCUCACUCAUCCGACUCUCAUUUCAUUCAACAUUUUUGUCCACCAUCCGAUCAGAACAUUUCGGUCAUAUCUGUGUUGAUGCAGUUGCUCAUUGCUAAUUUGAAAGUGUCUUUUUGGCAUUAGUGCUAUUGUAAUAUCCAGUAAAAUAACUGGUGAAGAAAGAAGUUAAGAUGCAUCAUUUUACUGUAUCAGUUUAAGACAAAAGAACUGUAGGCUGGAAAAGAUGGUCACAUGGGGUUGAUACACUGGUUUGAUGACAGCUCCCAUUGAACACUUGGAUCUAAACAAGAACACAUGAUGGAUAGCAUCGUGAAGUUUGGCAGUAUUUUGAACCAUGCCCGUUAAAGCUAUAGUGCGUGACUUCUACGCAUCUGUAAAUAUCUGUUUCACCCAAGCCACGACAAGAGGAGAUGAUACAACGCUGAUUAAGCCAUUUGGCUCCUCUAACACCUCAGGGUAUUUUUUAGUAUUUGAUUUUCUUGUAUUUGGUGUCUUUGGCGACAUCCCAGCGCUAGCGCACAGGAAUUGAUGUGUUCUAUUUGGUUUUACCUGACAACAAGAAGGGAGGGGAGAGGAGAGUGCUGCUAAAAGCAACAUGGCGGUGAACCCAAAGAAGCAACCAAGAGAUUCAGAAGUUGAUCCCACUAAAAAGAAAAAGCCAUACCGUUUGGGAGUGACAAACAGAGAAGAAUAGAACAGAUUUGUUUCGGUGUCGCUUUUCCUCAAUGGAGAUUGGACUGAGGUCUGACACCAAUGUUGCCUUCAUACUGCUGGAUAAGUAAGUGACUCUGUUCGUUACAAGCAGGAUGUGUUGCUGUUACAUGUACUGGACUGAGUACUUUAUUAUUUUUUUGGAAAUGGGGCUGUUAAUGUAAUGUAUUGUUAGCAGCCUGGUGUUCGCCACAUUGUGUAACAAGGUUGCUGUUUGUAACUUACUACGAGGGGCUGUGUGCUGUGAGGAAUAUCUUUAGUAGCCUACAUGUUGUGUAGACAGUUACAGUCUGUCUACCGUGAAGAGCAGUAUGCAAUGAAUGGAGUGUUACCCCGUGUACUGGUUACACCGGGCCAUACGUCAUAUUGAGGUGCCGGCCGUAUCUUUGUAAUUACACAGAAAUCUUCUAGGGGGUGAUAGAAGUUAUGCACUAUAGCUUUAAACGGGGUUAUUACCAUUUGAGCAAUGCAUAAUCAGCAGAGGUGGAAACAUCAACCUGCAACAGGUACUCAGUGCCGGGGGUGCUAGCUCCGCUGUCAGAUUUUUAAAGAUGAUUGACAGCUCUGUUGACAAAUGUGGGCUCCUGCAGCAUUAGCUAGGGAGGCGGAAAACAAAACUAUCACAAACACAAGAGCAGGCGAACUUUGCAUAGACACAGGUGAAUGUCAGCUUCAAACUAAACAAGAAUCUGUUCUGCUGUGGGCAGUACUGUCCUGGGAGAUUUUGUUGAUGAUGUAUUAGUGAGUUAAAUUCAUGUCUUUGUUAGUGGAAAACGUAUAGAAUCAGCUGCACCUGUGCAGUAUGUCAGUACUUAGGUGGUAUUUUGGCCUCACAUCUCACAAUAUGCAGCAAUCAAGGAGCUUUGAUACAUCAUACAUCCAAUAGUCUGGAUGUUUUGGUGCAAGGAAGAAAAAACAAGCUUAGAUCAGCAGAAGCUCAAAAAGCUAGUACCAAAGCUUUGCUGAAAACCAUCUUAGAAAACCUAAUUUCUUUUAGGAGAAGCUGCUGACUUGGUUGAGAAGCUAAGAACCCAUCCAGUAUAUAAAAUGCUUAAAGUUGAUUUUGGGGCUCAGUUUGUCAAGUUUAGAGUCACGUCUGUUCUCUCUUGCAUCAGCCCUUGUAUGCAGCAGUUCAAACUUGUCAUUUUGUCUUUGAGUUUUGCUCUGCUCUUCAUAAAUGAUGUCCAUAAUCCUACAGCAGAUAGUAAAGAGAGGGGUCAGCGGUGAAACUUAAGCACCGUAGUUAAAAGCAUCUGUGAGGCCCUGAAAGCCACCCGACAUGGUUUACUGUGCGUUUUUUGAACAGCCUUAGGCCCCUGCCCCUCUCACUCUCUCACACACGCACACGCAGUUGUUUGAAGAUAAUGAUUUCCUCUGGUGGAGUAGACUUCCUUGAAGAACUGGACAAACAGCCAAUUACCGCACAAACUCUAAAACUCGGAUAUAUAUACACACUAAUGUAGACCUGCACAAAUACACACAGGCUGGACUCUAAAGACUUUGACCCACUAAUGGUUUGCUUUCACAGAACAGCGCGGUCAGGAACAGUUUUAAACAGUUCCUGAGGCUACUCUGGAAAAUAAAGAUGUUUAAUGAUACAGUGUAAGUCAAACGUGAGAAUACUGGCACUCAGUUUCAGACAGGAGUAGUUUUGAGGUUUAGUGAUAAAGGAAGCUUUUAACUAGUUGCAGGUGUAAAUAAAGCAGCUGUCUCUUCUAGACCUGUACUUAACACUGAGCGUGUAUGUGAAGUAUGUCACUGCUCUGUGAGGAUGUUGUAGAACCUGUUGAAAUAUCCUCUCCGUUUUUCAGGUGUUUGAAAAAAAUUUGCUCACUUGUUUUUUUUGUGUGUCAAUCAGAAACUCCAGAGGCAGCAGUCGUUUCAACACCUAACAAUUUAAAGUCAAACGCAAACAGCCAGGACGUGAAUGAAGGAAACUGCUUAACUGCUAUGACCUGCUGAACUGUAGACAUGUGUGCUCCAUUAAAGUUUCCAUAAAACAACUUCAGGUUUUACGUAAUUUACCAACUUCAAAGUACCAUUUAACCCAGUGUUUUUGCCUUUUGAUGUGGACCUAUAUGAGCGGCUGUGAUUAUUGUCUGAUCUGUUGAAAUUGAUCUAAUACAAGAACUUGAAUGGCUACAACCUCUUUGUCUUCAAUAUAGUGGAUGACUUAUGCUGUGUUCGAGUAACCUCGGAAGUCAGAUGUCAGAGUUGAAAAUGACAUCACACCCAAGAUACCAGCGUUUCAGUUACCAAGUCGAAAAAAAGCGAAAUCAGAGGCGGAAAAAAGAUGGCUACACCUAUGAAAGUCAUUUUAGCACUUCCCUUGACCUUGUUAUAUUCGGACAAGGCAAUAACUUUCGUAGAUGUAGCCGUCUUGUUUCCACCUCCGAUUUUGCUUUUUUCUGACUUGGUAACUGAAACGCUGGUAACUCGGGUGUAAUGUCAUUUUCAGCUCCGACAUCUGACUUCCAAGGUAACUCGAACGCAGCACAAGACUGCCAUCUUUCUUAUCCUUUCAGACUUCCUUUGUUGAUGAUGUCAUUAUUACAAAUACACUACGUGAUUUUUUUUCUCCAGUUAAUAUGGAUAACUAAUGCCCUAAAUGGUUUAUACCUAUAAGAUUGCUGCCAUUCUUUUUCAGGGUUUUGAAUCUACAAAAAAGUUUGUAAUGUGUAGUUUCUGUAAGCCUCGUAAUAAAGAAAGCUAAGGUUUAGUGAGCAAUGAUGGAUUUGAACUAAUACUAUAUCAACACACACAUAAAAAAACAGCCACAAUUGUUACUUACAAAGUCAGCAGUAAACAUACUCAACUGCCUCCCCAAUAAAUCAAACAAUAUUGAAAAGCCCCAAAAUUUUGGGAUGCUGUAAAGGCUGACUGGGGAGGACAUUUUCAGUCUUUCCCAUGACCUUCAUGACAGUCGUUACUAAACAGGCAAGUGUUCCUGCUUCAUGGUGAUGGCAGCUUUUCUAAUGACUUUCAAGAAUCAUUAUAUUAACUAGCAGACUUUUGUUUUGCAAAUUGAAGUGAGUUAUCCUCCUUUGAAAUGCCAAAAAAAUCUACACAGGUGGAUCGCGAAUCAUCAACUUAUUUGUAAAAAGCUGCAGACUUAACUAGAUCGGGCUACCUGAACUGAAUCAAUAACUAAAUGAAAGUAUGUUAGAUGUUUUUAUCUGAUUAAAAUGAAUAACGAAAAUAGUAAACAAUAUAAUACAUGACCACUAUUGGCUGAUAAUUAAUCAGACCUUAUAUUUUACAUCCCCCGUCAUGUUCUGAUAGAUGCAAUAUAAAAAGUUUUUUACAAAUCAUGCAGGAGACUUUUUCGGAGAAAGUCCUGCUAGUUUUGAUUUGAAAUUAAAGGAAAAACACAUCAGCCUGAAGAUAAUUGAAGUAACAUUCAAGUUGUUCUGAUUUUAGAGGCAUGAAUUGCACAUAAAGCUUUAAAAUAUGACUUUAGUGAAGGCACACUUUAACAGCCCCUGCAUUCCUUUUGAUGCACUUUCCUCUAAGUUACUGGUGUCAAACAGCUCAAACAUAAAGACCCAUAACCUGAAUCUAAAAGAAACACUUAAGAUGGAUCACAGUCCCCAGAGCUGUACUCGACCUGACCUCUGACUCAGCUGAACUCACGGUCUGUCUGCGUCCGUGCAGCCGUCCAGCUCUGUGACUCACACACUGUCUUUCCUUAAUAACAGAGCUGCUGCACUAAUCACAUGUUUCACUGACUGCUGCAGCCAUUUACAGUCUUUUUGCUUUGGAAAAGCAGAGCAUAUGGGAUGGAGGGAGGUUUGGUCAUCGGAGGGUCAUUUGCUGUUAUUUUCAGCACUGGUCCCAGAGGAGCUGUUCUGUUGAGAUUUCUGUUGUCCUUUUUUUUUUAUUGAAGGCUUUUCCUUUAAAAAGCUGUUCCAGGAAAUGUUUAUUUUACAUCAGACACACAUCUGAACUGUUCUCUUCAUCAGACCUCAUAUUUGUUAAAGGGAUCGACUUUUAUGAUCUGAUAAAACUGACUUACUGGUUUUCUCUCUCUCUGGCUGCUCGUCAUUGCAGUAGUUUGUGCUUCCUUGUACCUUCUCUCUUCCUGUUCAUCUGAAAUAGUUCACCCUUUUCCUUUCGGUAAAUAGUGGAGAAGUUUGGGAAUAUUUUAGAGCAAAGACAGACAAAUCUAUGUGGAAGUCUGGUACCAGGUAGACAGGUGUAACACAGAGGUAAAUGUUGUUCAAGACAGGGUCACUGAAAGCACAAAUUUUACAGAUGGAGGCUGCAAUAAAACUAUAAAGGUCCAUAUGACGGACACGAGAAUAUUACAACUGCCCUCAAAGAUAUCAGUACUUUUUCAUGUUCUGCUUUUAUAUAGUGGCCCCUAAACAGGAAGCUUUGUCUAUAAACAGUGUUUGUUGUGGAGGCAUGGAUACACCAGAGACCUCUUGGAAGGAUGCAUCUUUGUUUCUUCCCUCUAAGCUCUUUCAGGAGGUGAAUCCAGGAGGUGAAUUUAAGGGGCUUGAAGAUUUGGGAAACGAUUUUCGGGUCACGGGAGGAGAGAGGACGUGAAGAAGCAUAAGUUGGUGUAAUGAAAAUCUUCCAUUGUCUCUCUCUGUGUCCUCCUUUGCACCUCUCUUCAUGUCUGCACAUGCAGAUGGUCCAGGUGAAAGAGAUUACCAGAGGAUUACCCACUAUUGCCUGUAAGACCAAAGCCAUGGCCACAGAUAGAGAGUGGGAGACGAGCAGUAUGCAAAUCAAUCAUUUGGAUACACAGACAACAAUAUAGAUGAACACACAGUAAGCCAUGUGACCUGGUGUUACCAAUUAUUAUACCAUAAUUCAUAUAAAUCAAUUUUAUAUAAUAUUUUAAUACAUUUCAUACAACACAGAAAGAGACAGGGAAUCCCCAAUCACUGCAAUUUGAGGGGCUGGAACAUUUUAGUUAUUUUUCUAUUAAGAAAGUGUUCAUUUUUAAGUGUGGUCACACAUGUGUUGUUGUGUGUGUUUCUAAUCUGGGUCACAAAGAGCUUCAGAGAAAGGGAAUCACUCAGAAACUUUCAAAUCAGCCUCCCUUUGUGACAGCUCAUGCUUUUAUCAGUACUUGACUGCAGCUACGUGGCUAAUCAAGCCAUAAGACCUGUUUAGAUCAAAAUAAAAACAAGGUCAAUCAACGGCCCACACUGCCAUGUCUGUGUCAUAAAUGCAGCAGCACUGAAAAGAUGACUAAGCCAUAUAAAUAGAUACUUCAACUUUGACCACAAGGAAAAGAAGAGUCUCUUUCACUUCAGCUGUUUGUUGUUAAACUACCAGUGAUUUACAACCAACACACCUGAGUCAUAGUUUAGAGCAGUGGUUCUCAAGUCCAGUCCUCGAGGCCCACUGUCCUGCAUGUUUGGGAUGUUUCCCUGCUCCAACACACCUGAUUCAAAUGAUCAGCUCGUUAUUAAGCCAUUACAGAGUUUGAUAACGAGCUGAUCAUUUGAAUCAGGUGGGCCUCGAGGACUGGACAUGAGAACCACUGGUUUAGAUUAUUCUGGUCAAGUAUUACUCUAAUACAAGUGGAAGAAGCUCAGUUAAACUACCACUUGCUUUUUUACAUUAAGUAUUCAAACGAUCUUUGCUUUUUCAAAUGUUGUAUUUUCACAAUGCAAUUAGUGCAGUUAAGAAAAUAUUGCCAAAGAUUCUGUUAAGUUCAUUGAAAAGCAUUAUUUGAAUUAAGUAGACUCACAUGCCACAGGUUUUUAGAUUUGCAACUCCAAAAUAGUACAAACAAUAAUAGGAACAAACAACCAUAGCAUAAAACUAAGUUUCUAGAAGCACUGACAACUUGGUUUAAAAUAUUUAUGCAGGAUACCAGGACUUGUUAUCUGAGGCUGAACUGUAAGUGUCCAGGCCACGAUUAAGUUUUUACAGGCUAAAAUUAAAAAACAAUGUAGGUCAUUUCUUCAUUUCAAAACCCUCAAACAGGCUCAAGACAUGACCACCAGCUUUCAGGUGAAGGAUCGUUCCUCUCUGCUGUGGCCAUCACUGCACUGCCUGAUGUGACGUUUGUUCUGAGUUUCCUACCAAUGAGAUGUUCAACAUAUAGGCACAGAUACAUCACUUAGACAAACCACACAUAGAACGACACAAACACUGUGACUUUAUGAGAGACUGUAGCAUUGAUCCAAAACUAAAAGGUCAUGAAACAUGGCACUGGUCAAUCUCAAGUAGCUGGAAGCAGCGGUGAAGUUGAUCCAGGCACAGUUCCUGGAAAAGAUGGUGAAAUCGAAUGAGCUGCAUGGGUGCAUGAACGAGCAUCGGGGAACUAAGACACAUCUUUUUCACCUCUCUAAGCACAGAUGAGACUGUUUGUGAUUGUAGCUCUGACUGGCCGAUUGUAGAGCCAUCUCAAGAUGUCAGAAGGAUGCAGGUGCUGAUAAGCACUAUUCAACACAAAGUAUGGAAUAGUCUUCCAUCUUUCAUUACAAGGUUAACCAGUAAACAUAUUAAGAAAGAAGGUAUACCAAUAUCUAAUGACCCAGACUCACUGAUAUAAGAAACAGGACACCUAGACUAGGCUGUGACGACAUACAAUAUGUGCCAAUGAGAUUUAGAUUAGUAGUACAUUUAUCUGGCCUUUAUUGGUGUCUAUUGUAAUUGGAAAUGUAAUGUUAACUAUGAUUCUUGUUUUAGUUUGGAUUUUAACAUCUUGUACAAUUCUCCUGUUUGGACUUUUAUCAUUUUAAUCUGUGUGAACACUGACUGUCUUCUUGCCGACCCCAGGAAGAGUAGCUGCUGCUUAGGUAGUAGCUAAUGGUGAUCCAAAUAAAUAGAUAAAUAAGCACGGGUGCGAGAAAAAUUUAACCAAAAGGGGGGGGGGGGGCAACCUAAUUCAAGUUAAGAGUCGAAAUAUUCAAUGGAAAUCCUGUUGGUUUCAGGUUAAGAUGAAAUCAUACAGUGUAGAUUCAGCAUCAGAGGUGCUCACUUCACUCUAGACUCUGGCUUCCUUUUUUGGAGCUUGCUCUUAGUUUCCUUCAUUUAGGCUUGCACUUAGGCUGCAGGCUCAUGUAAUAUUAUCAUCGGGUUAUGGUCACAGUUUAACCCACCAGUUUAGCAGCUGCUUAAGUCUACGUGCUGUUUCACCCGUCCAUGCUGCGGCUUAACCCUCUAUGAAGGGUUAACCCAAUGACAUAGUUUCCCUACCUGCGUAUCCCGCCAGACUGCAGAGUGACAGACAUAACUUCAAUCAGCACUUUCUAAUGGCAGAGAUUUUUAUUAACCUUUAAUGAAGAAACUAAUGAAAAACUAAAUUCUACAUUUCAGAUUAAGUCACAUGAAUACUUUAUGUCAAUAAAUAUGCAUGCAUUUUUAAUUCAGGGCUCAUGACAACACCAAAAUAUAGAAACCUGUACGUUUAAAACCAAAUGUUUAUAGAGCUUGUUGAUGUUUGACAAAUAUUAAAACCAUCACAUGUGAUACAAUUCCAGAGAAACAGGAGGGGAUAUCAGGAAUCUUUGAGUCUAUUUUAGCCUGAGGAUUCAUGUAGAGGUUAUUUUCAGUCAGUUUUACAUGUGACUUGGUGCCAUAUUAGCUACUAGCUACAAACUAGUAAUUAGCCUGCUGCACUUCAGUGACAGUUAAGCUGAUUAUUGGCCAGCUGGAGAUUAACCAGAAAGUCCCACUUCACAGGGGUCCACACACACACACACACUCAGUCAUAUGGUGCUUAGUGAUGGAGGAACAGCCUGUCACUUUAUUACAGAGCUCACUCUACUCCACCAGAAUGAAACAGGACUUCAGCUGCAUUUGGUUCCACCACUCCUGUACAGUAUGGUUCAGAGUCUGAAUUACUGUCUAAAUUUGCUACUUAUAACCUGCAUUAUGUGUUUCUACAGAACAUGAGAAAGAAGGCCUUUAUCCAACAUGAAGCCUUCUGAAGCACAAUCAACACUUUCUACUGCUGCUUCACUUUUAAAAGACUGUAAAAGUAAAAAGUUUUUAGGGUGGGGUGACUAUAUUGUGAAUCCCCAAAAAGAGGACACAACUGUGUGGGGGCGGAGUCAUGGAGUAUCAUAGUAAAUUUUGAGAGUUAUUCUGGUCUGGUUGAGCGUUUUUCAUGCGCUUUUAACUCAGUAAGUCCACGUGACACAAACCCAAAACUUCCGUACAAAAUCAUGGACAUUUGAAGAAUUUUAUAAACUCCCCCAAACAAGGCCGGACAAGCCAUGUCCGGGUAAAAGAGCACGCAUGGUCACCCUAUAGUAGAGUCAUUUAACCAGGUUUUCAGUAACAUAUUCCACAGGAACUGGGAUAUUUUUUUUAACCUUUUUUGUAUACAUGCAGUGCAGAGCAUGUGUUAAUCUGGGAUGUGAAUGUGAGGGGUCGGAUCUAAACUUGCUCUCCCUGGCAGAAAAACCAAGGUAGAUGUAGAUCAGCAGCUCCCUGGUUGUGCAAUUCAAGAUUUCCCUUUUUGUCAAUGGAGUUCGGUUGCAGUGACUUUAUAACUGUGUCUGGUUUCAAAAAAAGAGUCUCACUUUUUUUGAAACAAACUAGGCCAAGUGUAAUUUCUGUGGCAUUAGAGUCACAAUCUGAGUAGAGAUUAACCCAGACUAUUCUAUUUUGUAUUUUUUGAUUGUCAAUGUGGCCGUUAAUAUUGGUGGUCGACUGACAUCAGCUUUUCAAUGGUUGACAGUCAAUUAUUAUAGAGGAGGUCAGCCAAUAGCAGAUGUACAGGAAAAUGCAAAUGCCAUGCUGGUGUUUUUCAGUAAAAUCUAACCCUAUUAUCCCAUGCACAUUACAUUACGUGCUUAUUUUAGCCAGAAACACGUUUCAGAUGGAUUUCAAAUGGAUUAAUUUAAUAGAAAAAUUGAUUGAGCUAUGCCAUAGAUCUCUUGACAGUUACUGAUCUGCUGUCGUUAAGGGUGGGAAAAAUGUGUGAUCAUCAAAGAGGACAUUUAUACUGUUUUGCAGCAGCCACACUGACAAGGCUGUGAGCAGUCAGUGUCUGGAGACUAUAGUGAUCAACAAGCAUAAUGACUGUUAAUCAAAACGCGUUCUUAGAAUAAGAGUACAAACAUAGAUUCUCAGAACCGAUCACUGUUUUUGAGCAGCUGAUGGCAGAUAUAUAAUGCUGAUAUCAGGUUGUUUUUGCCUUUUUUAUUGCAUUUGAUAGAACACAACUGUUUAGGACUAACUACAAAUGAAUAAUAUAAGUGGACUUCAGUCAACAGUUUGUCAAAAACAUGUUGCCAGAAGGAUGUUUGACUCAUCAGCCCAAUAAAUCUGCCAUCAGACUAUCUUUACUGUAGUGAUUCCAGUGAUUAGCCAAUAUUGAUUAUCAUAAAAUGCCAUUGUUUGGCUUUGUAUACUGUAGAGCAUGCUUGUAUCUCUUUACAAAGUAACCAGUUGGUUGUUCAUUCUUGUGAAAACAGCAGAGUUACAGGGAAAAAAAUGAUGUAAACAACUGAUUUUAAUUUAAGUGUCUUUUAUUUUCAUCAGUCACCUUUUAUUUUGCAAACUAUGUCACUGCCAGGCUGCAGCAGCUUUGAUCAAACACAGCUUGUAUCUUUGUGUCUAGAAAAAAAAACAAGAACCCCUGAAAAGCAGCACAGGGAUCAGAUUUCAGCCAUAUUGUUUGCAUGUGUUUGUGCAGUUUGCCCUUCAACAAGAGAAAGGUAAUGAGUUUGAUUGCAUGUAGACUUCCUCUAAUCCAAUUAAGAGCAGGACAAGAGUCCUUCACGUUAGCUUGAACUCUGAUUGUACCACAUUGGACUGAAUCCAGCACAGUAGGUACUUUUAAUACUAGGUUACUACUGUAGCUAGUAAACAUGGUGUGUUAGCAGCUUACGGUAGAGAAGAUAAACUCAGCCUGUAAUACAUUCCUUUAACUCCUGUUCUUUAGGCGUCAGAAACGGUAAUGAAAAAAAGGGGUGGGGGUGGGGGUGGGGUUAAUGAGGGUUAAUCUCUCAUAUGGUAGGAAAUGCUCCUACUAAGAAUUACUAACAAGGCAUGCUAUCGCCAGAGAAUGUGAGGGCAUCCGAAAUGCCAGCACAUACUUGAGAGCACGGCAUGUAAUGGCUUAUUAGAUGUUGUGUCACCCACUGCAAUGUCCGUGCUACAAACAGAAGCAUGUCUAGAGUUUCAUGACAUGGUUUUGCAUGUCAUUUCAUCUGCUGGUAUGACUCAGAUCUCUCUGCAGACAGCUGUUGACUUCAAAGCAUGGAUAACUUGUUCAUACUUUGCUGCCUGGCACUGUGAUUGAUUGUCCCAGGUUUGACGAUAGAAAAAUGUACCAUAAUUAAACAGCAUACGCACUCUCUGCCCCUGAAUCUAGAUAUUACAUUCACCACCAGUGUCUCUAAUAACGUAAACCCUGAAAGAAACCGUAAAAACAUAUUUUGAACCCGAUGUCAGAAUGCAUGUUGUAUUUUGAGCUGUGAGUGUUUCCUUACACUAAAUAAGACAUUCUAGCCAACCGGGAGUGUCCAAAUUAAUGACUGAACAGAACAAACUAUGAAGUCUAAAACUCUCAGGUCCACACAGAGCCCUGACCCCAACCCUGCUGAACACCUUUGGGAGAUGUCAGUUUGCUGAUUGUGAGCCCUGCAUCCAAAAUCCAUGCUUGACCUCAAAAAUAAUCUUUCGGCUUUGGCUUUAGUUCCUACAGGAACACCCAAAAAACAGUCUCAUUAUCUCUUCAGAUGCUUAGUAUGAAAUUCUAAAAAUAUGAAGCAGGACAUCAUUCAGCUCUGUGAAUGUUCCCUGAAUAGCAUUAAAAAUAGACUUGUCCAGGGAAAAGGAAAGAGGUCACAGAGAGCCACAGAGAAAAGACUCAGCUCUGUGCUGGAGUCUUUUGCCCUUUGACUUCCAAAUUCCCAAAGUCUCUGCUGCUUAAUUUGAAAGUUUUAGAGGUCAAUUGAUUUCGUUAGGUGACAGUAGCUAUUUCCCCUGUGUGUGGCAUGAAAGGCAAUCAUCUGUUAGAAACGAGGUCACAAUUAACCAAUCCGCUGCAAAUAUAUCAGGAUAGUGAAUUUGGUGCACUGAUGCUGACUCCACCCAGAUGCCCAGCAGUGUUGCCACACUGUGCAACUUUUCUUGAUAUCACACGACCUGACUUUACUGCUGUAGGGGAUGGGUGAUGGCUCUGUCCAUAACUGAUUCAGAAAAAAAUGAUUAUGUCUGUUGUUUUGGAGGCAUUUUCAUGGAAAAUAGCUGACAAUGUAAUCGGUGAGCUGAUUCAAAGAAAUGGUUAAGGACUGAUGGAUGAGAGGAAAAUGAAUUAGACAAUGAUUUAAAUCAGAAAAAAAGUUUAAUGUAUACUGAGGAAAUCUGUCAUGCCAUCUACUACUGCAUUAACAAUAUAUUUGUUAUGAGGAUGACUUCAGUAAAACGUGUGUGUGUGUGUGUGUGUGCUGCUUUUAGUAUGUACAGUGGGUUUGUGUUAUCUCAGUCUUACACAGUGCCAGCCUCCGUGUUCAUCACUCUGAGCUUAUCUCCUGUUUAUGAAAUCCUCCCUUUUUUCAUCCCUGUCACCAUUACCAGCGUGUACUGCAGACAGGGUACCCGUAAAAAAGUAAACUCUAAAAGUCUGUGGAAGACGAAUAAGCACAUCCAUCACAGAAAGUAGGAGUAAUCUUAAGAAAAGUAAAACUGUAGUUUAAUUAGAUCAUGUGUCAGAAGUUAGCAUUUCCUUUCAGACUGACAUAUUUAGGAAAUAGUUACAACAACUUUCCCAAAAGACUGUUGAGAUUGUUAUCUUCCAACAUUUUUUAUUCAAUUAUGAACUUUUUCAGCAAUUUAAAUGAUAUUGAUAUUAUCAUUUGAUGCAGAUUGAACACUGUGGAGACUUCUUGGUUCAUUUGUCAUCACAUUGACCCUAAAAAACACUGAACAUGCUUUAACUGUUACUGCCAGACUGUCCAAGUUGUGGCAGAAAGGCACUGCAUCAAUCAGCUUCUAAUUGUCAAGAAAAACCACCUUAGGUCCACUUACAGCAAUGAGCAAUUGGUUGUAGCCAGAGUGGUUCAUAUGAGUUUGUAUCUUUCUUAUAUUUAAAAUGCUGCUGUGGCUUUAUAGACUGUACCAACCUUAAACACACCAGCAGAGGGAGGGCUCAACACUGCCCCUGUUCACCACCUCAAAAAAACAUGAUCAAUAUGUUGUUUCAAGAGAACAGCAUACAAGAUCACACUGGGGUGGGCUUGCUGCAUAAUCAGGAGAAUCAGCUUUGCAAAUGUCUGAUAAAGAAGAAAAUGCAUUGUUCCCCGUUGAAGACAAAAUAUAUCCAUUUCCCUUAAUCGACACUCCAGUUUAAUGUCACUUCCAUUUGUCUGUAAGUGAACUUGAUUUAAUACAAAAAUUCACCAGAACAAAUCAUAAUAAUAUAAAACAAACUCAGUGUUGGUGGAGGGCGGAAAAAAAAACUGCAGGGAAACAGGCGUACCUGGGCCGUUGGGGUACUAAAGAUAUGACAGGAAUGUGAGGAAUGGAGUUUCAUUUCAGGAGGAGUGUGUUUGUGCAGAUGACUCAGCCAAAAAACAGACAAAGUUUAUUGAGUGAGUGGAGACAGCUUUAAUUUAAAGCAGCAGGUGGGCGUGUGUGAGUUUCGUGUCGGGAAAGCUGUGUUCAAACCCAGAGGCUAACAAGAGUUAUCAAUGAAAUUCCCCCAUCAGCUGACACAUAGACACACUACCUACAAACAUGUUCCAGCGGCUUCAGUCGAUUCAGAAAUUCAACUUAGAUAUAACUUACAGUGUUAUGAUUAUCCCUUUUAAAAACAAUAUGAGGGCAAACAUAUGGCCAAAUAAAGAAAACAAGUCAUCAGAUUGUGUUUGUGGUGAAAACAAGCACUUUUAAUGGAAACCCUUUGAUCAUAACUUGGGAUUAAUUUAUUGCAGUUAAAUCAAUUUGAGGGAAUUUAAAAAAUGAUCCUUCACUCAACUAGACCCCAAAAUUUGUAAAGGAAAAAUGUCAAGAGAAAGGAAGGCCAGGGUUAAACAUUCCUCUCCAAGUGUUCAUCACUGGCCUUUUAGCCUUGCCAAGAUUAGAGGUCUGAUUACACGGGGUGAAAAGCAUUUUUAAUGAUUAAGAAUUACAUCAUUACAGGAGUCACCCAAAGAAAAGUUUAAAAAAAUGUUUCCAAGGAAAAUGUAAUGAAAGUUUCCAAAGAAAGGCCUUGUCUCACUGAAAAUGCCUGAAUAAUUAAGUUAAUAGUGAGUUUUUUUAAACUGCCAUUUGGUGAAAUUCAGUCUUACCCUGAAGCUGCUCUGUUGACUUAAAAGCCCCUUUUUUGACUGACAGAUUUUUGACAGCUGGCAUUUAGGUUACACUUUUUUACUCUCAUCUAUCACGUAGGUCUGCUUAAAAAUGAACUGAUGUUUAGAUACUGUAGACACUCUUUAACAUUGUUUGAAAUCCAUUCUUUGUAGCUUUAGCCUGACAUUUGGGCUCAGUGAUACACUCAGAACAGCAUACACUCAGAACAAAACAUGUAUUCCUCAUGUCAAAGUGUUUACCCCAAACUUUCCAUUUCAUUUUGUUGCAUUUUUCAUUUAUUCUACCAAAACUAGAGUAUGCUGAAAACAAACUACUGCCACUAUCAGCACUCCUGGAAGAAAUGGUUUCUCAUGUAGUGGUAAUUCAGUUUAACCAAAUUUAGUAUCAAACACCUGCCUAACCCUCACAGUUUUUCAGCAUUUUUAGCACCCUUAUAAACCCAUUAUGGCUCCCAAACUAUGUAAGAUAGGUUCUAUUAAAUAUGAUAUUUAAUAAGAGUAAACUGAUAUUUUUUGGGCCCAUAUUGGGCAUUUAGCUGGUUAUCUGUAUCAGCCGUUAAUUUUUCAGAUAGCGGCUAAAAUUGAUUAUUUAAGUAGUGUUCUAGUUUGGUGGUGGUGGUACACACGUGGACAAAAUUGUUGGUACCCCUCAGUUAAAGAAGGAAAAACCCACAAUUCUCACUGAAAUCACUUGAAACCUACAAAAGUAACAAUAAAUAAAAAUUUAUUGAAAAUUAAAUAAUCAAAAUCAGCCAUUACGUUUGAAAUGUUGAUUAACAUAAUUAUUUAAAAAAAACAAACUAAUGAAAUAGGGCUGGACAAAAAUGAUGGUACCUCUAUAAAAGAUUGAAAACUAUUUGACCAGAGUGACAUGAUUAACUCAGGUGUGUCCUUUAAUUGACAUCACAGGUGUUUCCAAACUCAUAAUCAGUCAGUCUGCCUAUUUAAAGGGAGACAAGUAGUCACUCUGCUGUUUGGUGAAAAGGUGUGUACCACACUGAACAUGGACAACAGAAAGCGAAGGAGAGAAUUGUCCCAGGACAUCCGAAAAAAAAUUAUAGACAAACAUCUUAAAGGUGCAGGCUAUAAGACCAUCUCCAAACAGCUUGAAGUUCCUGUGACAACAGUGGCUCAUAUUAUUCAGAAGUUCAAGACCCACGGGACAGUAGCCAACCUCCCUGGACGUGGCCGCAAGAGGAAAAUUGAUGACAGAUUGAAGAGACAGAUCGUUCGAAUUGUAUCCAAAGAGCCCAGGACAACCUCCAAAGAAAUUAAAGGUGAACUCCAAGGCCAAGGUACAUCAGUGUCAGAUCGCACCAUUCAUCGUUGUUUGAGCCAAAGUGGACUUCAUGGGAGACGACCAAGGAGGACACCACUGCUGAAAAAAAAUCAUAAAAAAGCGAGACUGGAAUUUGCAAAAAUGCAUGUUGACAAGCCACAAAGCUUCUGGGAGAAUGUCCUUUGGACAGAUGAGACCAAACUGGAGCUUUUUGGUAAGGCACAUCAACUCUAUGUUCAUAGACUCAAAAACCAAGCAUACGAAGAAAAGAACACUGUCCCUACGGUGAAACAUGGAGGAGGCUCAGCAAUGUUUUGGGGCUGCUUUGCUGCAUCUGGCACAGGGUGUCUUGAAUGUGUGCAAGGUAAAAUGAAAUCUGACGACUAUCAAGGCAUUCUGGAGAGAAAUGUGCUGCCUAGUGUCAGAAAGCUUGGUCUCAGUCGCAGGUCAUGGGUCUUCCAACAGGACAACGAUCCAAAACACACAGCCAAAAACACCCAAGAAUGGCUGAGAGAAAAGCGUUGGACUAUUCUAAAGUGGCCUUCCAUGAGCCCAGAUCUGAAUCCCAUUGAACAUCUGUGGAAGGAGCUGAAACAUGCCAUUUGGAGAAGACACCCAUCAAACCUGAGACAACUGGAGCAGUUUGCUCAUGAGGAGUGGGCCAAAAUACCUGUUGACAGCUGCAGAACGCUCAUUGACAAAUACAGAAAUUGUUUAAUUGCAGUGAUUGCCUCAAAAGGUUGUGCAACAAAAUAUUAAGUUAUGGGUACCAUCAUUUUUGUCCAGCCCUAUUUCAUUAGUUUGUUUUUUUUAAAUAAUUAUGUUAAUCAACAUUUCAAACGUAAUGGCUGAUUUUGAUUAUUUAAUUUUCAAUAAUUUUUUAUUUAUUGUUACUUUUGUAGGUUUCAAGUGAUUUCAGUGAGAAUUGUGGGUUUUUCCUUCUUUAACUGAGCGGUACCAACAAUUUUGUCCACGUGUGUAUGUGUCUUUCCCCCAAAAUCUGAGUUUAGUGUCGCUGGCUAACUUUUAACUUCUGUAUAUGAUGUUGAAAGUGUCAAGUUUUGAAUUUGGGCAAAAGGUUUUUCACGUUUACUCUCAAUGCAUAUCAGUCCUGAACAGUGAUUACUAGUCUCUAUAUAUGGCGGGCCCUGGAGAACCAAUAUCAGAGGACCCCUUAAUUAUUUUUUUUUAUAAAAACUAUUACAAAUAUUUUUUUAAAGAAAGUCUUUAAUACUUUGAUUUCAAAUUAUGCCAAAUUUCCUAACACUGGUUUGAACCUAGCAUUAUUACACUCAUUUUCUGAAGUACUAUAUAUGCGAUACACCCUUAGAGAUCUGCAUGAUAUUGAUUGUAAUGUGCUGUUGUGCAGAACAAGGCAGUCAUCACUCAAGAUGAGGGAAACAUUGGUCCACUUCUGUUUGACAGAGCCACAGUCUUGAGUAAACGUUCAGAUAGCAUAAUGAGAUACCUUUUUUGCACUUGAAGCCUCAGAGAAGCUCAUUCAGAACCUCUAUUAUGAGGCCCAAAUUAUUUUUUGUUCCUUUUUUUGUGUGUAGUAUUCAGUGUACAAGCAUGUGGUCUGCUUAAAUUGUGUCAGACUGGGUUUAAAUAGCAGCUGCUGUCCUGCUCUUUACAGAUAAACACCGAUAAACACUAUCUCUGUUGUACACAGCAGGUUGUUUUACUGAAUGGAUGUCUCUUUGUCAAUAAAUAAGGGGGCAAAGCUGGGCUCUUGGAAAAAGAUAAACAGUCAAGCUUUCAGGAAAAAGACUCAAAUAAAUAGUGACAAUUUCCAGAAAAGCUUCUGUGUACAUGAUGUUUCAGAAACCCUUUUAGUGAAUUUGUGAGAUCUGUCUUAUCCUGUAGACAGCGAUUAAAAACAAAAGUGAAAAGAGAAUCACUUAAUCCAGAAAGCUGGAUAACCUGCUGACCUGCACAUGAGUUGAGUCUCCUACAAGCUUAGCUAGUGGUACAAGGAUGGCAGAAUAGGCUUGUUUGAUACAUUUUAGAGGACACUACGCUCUGGGCUCCUUUACCUCACUCUCGCUUAUGGAGUCGAUCCACUAGUAGUUAUUUAGUGCAUGUUGGUCUGUAUAGCAGGAGUAGCAUUGACACCUCUCAACAGGAUACUUAAAGCAUCCAACUUUUUGUUUUCACAGUUUUUAGUCUUUGUAAGUGAGGAAAAGUAACUGUGUUGUAGGCCUAUGCAGAACAUGUUCAUCAUUAACUGCUCUUAUUACAACUGUACUAUUUCUGGUUUUUUAAGCAGGAAAGAGUGCAUGGAUUUUAUUUAGCAUUUGUGUCCUCUGGAGCUGUGUGCCACAUUGAAAUCAUGUGGAAACCACACCCAGGUUUGGGCGUGAACCAUCUAUCAUAAGCACGACGCUCCCAAAUUUAGCUCCUGAAGAUCACCCCAAAGCCAGACGAGAAACAAGCAGAAACUCCUGACUACUUGAUGCUGCUGCAUAACUUAAUAAACACAAGUGCUAGAAGUAAUUUACCAACUUCAAAGAAAUUUGUUUAUCCUCUAUAUGGUGGCCUCAUGAGCUCAGCCAAGUGAAAAAUCAAACACAAAAAUGUAGCAGAAAGAAAAUAGCUCCAAUACUCUGACCAGUAUGUGUGCAUUUACUCAAUUAGAAUAUUCAUCAUUGUCAGCAGCCACCUGCCGAUACUGCUACGUUGGCACAGUAAGGCGGUAUUUUGAUCUAGAAAGAGCAGAUUCAGUUUCCUCAGGCUCUGUCUCACUAAACCAGCUUAAAGUCAUUUUACCAGAACAAUGUGUAACCUGCAAGGCAUGUGGACGAUAACCUAUGAGAGGACUGAAGACUUAUGGUGCAAGCUCUGCCAACAUAAAUUACACUCCAAAUCAAUUUGACACUGUUUACCAGCAGACUCAACAAUGUUAUACUUUAAGUUUGAAUAACUCCCUCAAAAUGAGCCUUAUUGCUCAUUGUUAGCCCUCCAUUGUUUGGUCAGUUGUGAAACAGGCUAAUGCCAAGUUCAGGAGUUACUUUUAUUAAAAUUCGUCAAAUGAUUUAGAUUAAGGGGCAUAGAUUGAUUUCAAAUUGUUGUCUAGGAAACACCCAGAAGUUUUCAACCAUUUCAUGGCAUCACAUUUCCACAAAUGGAAAAAAAAUAACAGCCAAUAACGAUGGAUGAGAGUCCAAUAACUGGCAACAAACAGGCAGUAAGUGUGCAUAAAUCUGAGCCAUGUUUCUGACUUUUGAGUGUGCCCCUGAACCCUUUUAUUUGUCAGUCACAUUGACUCACACCUGCAGUGUGUUGUUGCGUUCGUUGUGUGGUGGAAUCUGACAGUGUGGCAGUUCUCAUGACCAGCAUACCCCCAGGUUAUUUCCCAUGAAUAAUGAGCUAAUGAAAAGAACUAAGAGUAUGUGCUCAUGUAUGUUCUGGAUGUGUGUAUUCGCCAUCUUUUGGCACUGGGCAAAGAAUGAUUUGGUGUGGUCAGAAACAAUAUGUUCAGCAGGGCGAAGGAGGAGCAGGAAAAGCAGUGAUGUCAUUAGGGAAGAAGAGGAGGGAGCACUGCUUUGGUUUUUCUUCCUUCCCCUCCUCCUAUGCCCACCUCCUCCCCCUCCUCUUCUUAUCAGUGUGGUGGAGAGACAGAGAGGGGAUCAGUAGGUGAGUGGACGAGGGAUUACCAACCGUGACAGUGGAUAUGGGGGGAGAGAAAAAAGGAAAUAGCCCAGGAUAGAGAAAAAAAGCGUGAAGCGGCUGUCAAACAGAGUGAGCGAGUGAAAAGUUAGAGAUCAGAAAGGACCGAGAGACAACUCAGAGGAAGGACUAAGAGUUUGUUUUCCUGUAUUUGGAAGGACUCAUCUCAAAAGGAAAAGGCUUGACCACGACAGCUACCAUGUACAGUGGAUAUGGAGGUAUGAACUCAAUGAGAGGAGCUGCUCUCUAAUCAUUAACACUCUGUUUGACAGGAUCACUUCCAGUUGCUGGUUAACAGGUUUGUUACUUAUUCUGAGCUAUUGGCUGUAAAGUUCAACCAAAAUACCAAGAAAGAGCAAAACAAAACCUUCAGGAACAUACAGUCAAUGUCAGCCAUGAAAAACUUCAACUCCAUAUUUAUGUGGUUAAUUGCUCUUAAUGCUCUUGAAUUAAGUGUUCUUCCCCCUUCUAAGGCUAUUAACAAGAAGAAAAAGCAUUUCAAUUCCAUAGCAACCAACUACCCCCGACAACACUUUCUAUUUGCUUUGUGUAACUUCUUGGCUCAUGUUGUACAGAUUUCAGGGACCUAAGGUUCACUGAGUAACAGUGAACCUCUGUACUUCUCAUUUUGGUUGCCCUGUUUUUAUCCAACAACAGGGAACAUGGUUAUGUGAAAUAUCAUCCUGAUCGGGGGAGACAGUCCUGAGGAAAAGCUGAAGGGUCUUGUCUCUAUUUUGCAUAAUUACCUCACUUAUGACUUGGUGACCAACUAUCAAGUUAAGACAGAGAAGUGAUGAAGGGUGAUAGUUGGUGAUGCUUCCAUAGCAGCAGUGCCCAUGUCAGCCUUGUUGGGGGUAAAUGUUUGAGACUGAAAAUUAGACUACUCUUAUUGAACUUAAUAUCUCAGUCAGUUGUAGUUUUUCAUUAGUGUUCUCAACAGCUGCAGAAAAUAACAGCAGCAUCUGAAAAGGUGUGUCGAGGCUGUUUUCUUCAAUUUGGAUGAUGUUUAUUUCAUUCAGCUCCUUUUAACAUCCCUCUUUAGGUCCUGCAUGUGUUUUUUCUUCUCUUCAUUUGUCUGCUGGUGGCUGGUCAGCUGAUACCCAUGAAUCUAAAUCUCUCCAAAUAAAUUCUGAGUAAUAUUGUUGUUCACCAAGGCAACCAGAAACAAACAUUUUUGCUGCCACAAAAUCUACAUGUAAAGGUGAAAUAAUCCUUUAAAGAUGUGUCCAAAUCCUUUUUGUGGAUUAAGUUGAUGAGGUGUGUUUGCUCUGGUUGUCCUUGGUGUCGCUCUCACUGUUCAGAAUCAAUAACUAUUGUUUGGGGUUUUGACCAAUUAGAAUCAAGUAUUUUAAUAACGCACCCUGGUGAUUAGUAAGAGAGCUGGGCAAUAGUUAAAAAGAGAAACCUUGUAUUACUUCACCUUCACACAUCAUAGUGUUAUCAUGCACUAUAUCAAGUAGAGCCAAGGGAGGCAUUAACUUGUCUUUCUUGUUUUUGUUAAUCUAGAAAUGGUUUUUAAAAGUCUCAGAAGUCCAAUUUAGUAACCUUUAUUGUGUUGAAUGCAGAAAUGUAUGGUAAUAUUAAAAAAUAAUUGCUGUAGCAGUCCUAACAUGUGACUGGCAAAAACAUCGCCACUAAUAUGUGCCAAUGUGCCCCAUUUGAUAGGUGGGGCACACUUGCCCCCUUAGGGUCAGGGUUAGUGACUGUUGGGGCUAAACAAAUCCAAAACAUCCUGAACCUGUUUAUCAUGAAGACACCACAAUAAGUAAAAUGGUGCUGAGUCUGAAAGUAACAGAAUUCCCCUUUAUAACUCUCCUAAACCAAGCUGAGGCACUGAAGCGCUGUCAGUGUUCGAAACAAAGAAGGGUAGAGGUCAGGUUAAAAAUUGUUAGAGUGUGCAUAUGUGUGUGCCUAAUGUGAUUAAUGGACAUACGUAUAUGCUGAGGCUGCCAUUACACAUGGAAGAAGUGCUGAAUGUCCAAAACGGAAAAUAAAAAAUGAACUUGAAAAAAGGAAGUGUGUUACUCAGACCUGGCUCUGACGGUCUGAGUUUUUACAUGAGCUGUUUGUUAAACUCUCACUGUUACGAGCCGUCUGUUUUUUAAACUGUUGGUUUUGUAAGUCAGGUUGUAUCUGAAACAACAAGAAUGUCUCAAGGCUUCAGCCAUGUAUGCAUAGUUUGUUGGGAAGCACAUGUUGGUCUCUAUAAACAGGAAGUUACUGCAUCAACUAAAGCACAACAUAACUUCUAGAUACAGUAAUUUAAAGGAACAUUUCACUCAGUUUUUUGUCGUACAUGCAUGGCAUUGCUGCAUUAAGGUCUGCAUUCAGAGCAUGAAUUGCAUGAUUUUGACUUGUAUAGUUAAAAGUCAGUUUAUCUUCUCAGGUAUCUUUAUGUCAUUAUGAUAAAGCAGAUAUGCACUGUGUCAAAUUCUGAGGAAUUUACAUGUUUCAAAUAAAAACUCCUGAUAUUAUUUUUGGUAUCCUUGUAGGCAUGCAGUAUCUGUAUUCAAUAAUAAUAAGAGGAACUUUGUUGACCCCCAAAGGGAAAUGUACUUUAAUCUAUAAACUGGGGUUAUUGGAUAUUCAUCAUAUUGAGAGCGCUUGUUGCUUCAAAUCAUAUUUUCCUCCGUGCAAAAUGGGGACAAAAAGCCCAGAAUCACCUUCUACUGAUUUCAUCUUAGAGUAUGAAAUUUCUCUGACUUUGAAGUUGCUGCAUCUACUUUUCUUUGUCCAUUUUUCAUUAUAUUCUGCUACAGAGUACACACCCGGUAGCUCAUGCCAUUGAAGCUCAACAUGAGCAAUGGGAUGUUGACAGGUCAGUGCAAACUUAAACUUGUUUAUUGUAACAGUGAAAGUGUUAGCCUUUUCUUACUUAUUACACAGAAAUUCAAAAUGCUGUGCAGUCCCACACAAAGCUGGAGACCUGGGCAGCUGAGUUAUAUGUAGGACUUGUCAGUACUAAGUGUAUUAAGGACAGCAGAUCCGGGUCAGCUCAGCCCCUUUGCUGGGGAAUCAGCUGGAGAAGCGAUAUGGGAGCCAGGCUAUCAGCUACAGCAGUUGGAAUCAACACUGCCAUGAAAUUUAACAAAUUUUACAAAACCCGAACUCUAAUUUCAGUGUAAGCUUUGCUGUGUUUAGACCAUUUUCAGUAUCUGACUGGGUGGAAAUAAUGCCACUGGUGUUUGAAGAACAUCCACAACCACACUCAGUUCUUGAGAACACAGGAUUGACACAUAUAAGCGGUGACUAAGCUGGAACUUUUUUUUUUUUUGUUGAGAUUGCAUUUGUUUUUUGUACUGUAAAGUGAAUCAAACCUUCAAAACCACAUUGAGCUGUGAUUUGGUGCACAGUUUGGUGUGUGAUGUUAAAGCUAUUCAACUGCAAUAGGUAAAUUGAUUGAAUCAAUUCACAGAUAGAGCUGGAAUAAUAAUAAAUAUAUCAUCGUUGAAACCAGCUUUUCUCUUGGAAAUCCCAGGUUUGAAUUGGAUUUAGCAGCUUUUUCUUGUAAAUGCCCAAAAGUUACUACGCAAUUCCUCAUAAUCUAUUAGAAAAUUUAUCCACUUUGUUGUGAAUGUUUUUAGUCUCCCCUUCUUCACCCUAUGCCCUCAGGACUGCUACACCCUGCCUUCACUCUACACAGUUUUUUUGGCUCAGAAAUGAGAUGAGUUCUGUUCACGGAGCUGUGACAGUGUAUUGAUCAAAACUCGUAUGAGUACAAGGGCUGCAUGGUGGUGCAGUGGUUUGUAAUGUGGCCUUACAGCAAGGUUUCUGGUUUUAUUUCCUGUCCAAGGUUAUUUCUCCGUGGAGUUAACAUGCUCUCUCGUGCAUUAGAGGGUUUCAUCUGGGAACAGUCUAAAGAUAUGCUACUUCGGGUGAAUGAAGAAGACUCCUAAAUUGCCUGUAGGUGACCGUGUGAGUGUGACUAUGAAUGGCUCAGCUGGAAACCUGGCUGCAGACCUCUGCAUCCCUGUACAGAAAAAGUGAUACCUGUAUGACUUGAUGGAAAUGAGUCCCAAAGUUUGGGAAAAUGUUGGUGAUUGCUUUAUCGUUUUGUGGCCUCAGGCGGUUGGGCCUUUCUGACAGUGAGCUGUAAUGUCUUUUAUCGGUGGACCAUCAAAUUGAGCUCAGGGUCUACUAAGUCGUGGUCGAAGUUGCAUAACUGACACGUGAUAAUGCUGUCAAUGGUGGAGAUUAAUCACAAACAUCUAGACUGUAUUAUGACACAACAAUAACACAAUUUCACCCACACUGCAGCAGCCUUUUCAACCUGACAAUAGCAUCAGCAUCCUUUUCCUGAAGUGAGCAGGGGCAGGGCUGUACAGUAAAACUGAGGGUUAUUCCUGUGACUCAAUUCGGCCAUCAUUUGCUGGAGUCUUUUCCUGACCCUGCCCUCCCAGCAGGAUGUGACUCUGUGCUGGGUUUUCUUGUCCUAAAGGAGUCACAUGAAGGUGGGGUUGAUGGUGGGCCUAAAGUGAAACUGUAUUUUCCUCACAGGACACUGAGGUCUGUAAUUGUAAACGGUUCAUAUCAGAUGAAGCAUCUAUGAUGAUACAAAGAGUCAUUCGUGCAUCCACAUGGGACAUUAAGCAAAUUAAUUUACUGUUGGUCAUAUCUCUGAGAGUUACAGGAAAAGAUGAAUGUCCUGGGCUUAAGCGUAAGCUUAAAAAUCGAAAUCCUUCAAUUUAAUUGGAUAAUUUCCUCUACUUUAUCUACUAAGCUGAACUUGCUUUAUUUAUCAUGGAAAAGUAAAUCCCCCCCGUUGCACAUACUGCAAAUAUUUUGUCACAGCUCAAAUUCAAAGGCUGGAUUGUUACCUGAGUCUGGUGUGAAACAUUUUUCGGAUGUCUUUAUUUGUUGCACUUUUCAAAAUCUUUAAUACGUCAAAUAUUGUUAAAAUUCUGACUCAACUUAUGUUCAUAAAUGAAACAGAAAAAAAACAACUGUUAGCUAAGGCCUUUCCAACUCACACAGAGUGUGUUCAACUUGGUAACUUGGACUGUUAAGGUAGCAGCUCCACUGAGCUGAGCAGUUUCAUUAUUAUUCUUGACUCAAGUGUGUUUUCCCCUCAUUCAUGCUGUGUGUGUCCUUGGACUUUGCCGGACUUUCUGGGUUUGACAUUCCUUACAUGACGGAGAAACACACACCCAGUUUCCCAAGGGUGCAUAAACACACAGAAGAACAUCCACCAAAUGUGAUUUUGAUGAAGAGAUCAGCUGCAGUUAGUCAUAACAAGUUUGCUGCUAAUACAGCCUGGACAGUAGUGACCCAGAGCUGCUCAUCAGCUGGUCAUGCUUGGUGUAAAUCCUGGCAAUUUUUUUUCUUUUUAUGUUCAUAGUUUUGGGAAAAAAACAAUCCAGAGUUUAACCAAACAGUGCAAGCAGAUGGACUCAGUGGCUUAAGUUUGUUAAAAUGAAGGAUUCUGGGAGGUAUUAACUAACAUAUAAUUUCACUUUUCUCUACCGUAUGUGUGACACUUUUUGUCACAGGUCAGAGCACUUAAAGAAACAAUGAGAGAGGUUUUACUUGGUGGUGGAGGUGCUUUCCCUUGUGCCUUUCUGUAUUUUCACAGGAAUGCUCCUCCACUCUACUCUACGCAUCCUCUUUUAGCUACAUGGAAAUUAUUCCUGGGACAUACAAUCGGGCUGGGUAAUAUGGCCUCAAAUCAAUAUCACAAUAUAUUAAGCAGUUCACCUCGAUAACAAUAAAUGGACGAUAACUUCUCCACAAACUGCUCACCACCACCCACAUUAACUUUGUCUACUUCAGCUGCCGCUCCAGCCACUACAACUUUUGAACCGUCCUCCAUCUCCUCACCUGUCUUUCCCUUUUUGUUUUGGACUGGAUGAGGUGGAGUCACGUCUACAACAUAGGACAGCAUCUUAAAGGGAAAUGAGACCAUAGCCUACCUACACACAUCCAAAGCCAACUCUUAUUAAUUUUUUUGACACCAAAUAUAUUGACAUGGGCAAAAUGACGUUGGCUAUUGUCGUAAAUUUCGGUAUUGGUAAAUUUUCGGUUUAUCGCCCAGCCCUAGGUUAUUCUAUUGAUAGCUCAAAUGAUCUAUACUGUAAUUUGAAAGUCGUAGUUAAGAACAAAUUUGUAGAAUCAAUACAAAAAGUUUCUAUAUGGGAGAGCUGCUCGUGGCUUAGCUUCAGGACUUUCCUCAUAUGUGAAGGUGAUGGAGUGUCAAGUGUGUGUGGAGACAGGCGGCUGAAGUGUUUCUGUGCACUGAGUGUGUGCUGCACUGUUAACUUCACCAGAACAUAAAGUCACACUUGACUACAGUAAUUAGAGUUUAUUUGUGAAGCACUUUUCAUUCAACAAUAAUGUUACACAAAGUUCUGUACAUAGAAUAAUAAUCAUAACAUACGAUUAUACAGAAGCAAAACAGGAUUUUAUAGCACCACAUCCACCUAGCUACAUAAACAGUUAUUGGUUGUAAAUGAUUGAUCAGAUGAUCAGAUGUCUAUUAUGAUCAGUCGCUCACAGUGGAAGUGAACCUGUAUGAUUAGGGAAAGGUUUCACUUUAGACAGGGGUUUGAAAUGUCAUGGGUUAUUGUAUGGGGACCAUGAAUACACAGAACAGUUUCAUAACAGUCUGGCUUGUAUGAGAUAAGAUAUCCUCUGCUGACUAAGUAACAUCGCCAUCCGCAGGUCAUCCCACGAGCAGAGGAAAAACAGUGGAAGGGAAACAUGGACAAAGUUGUGAGUUUGUGUGUAUCUGUGUGUGAGUGUGUGUUUGGGUCCCAGGCCGAGUUUUUCCAGAAUGGUCUGGGAGAGAGAGACCAGAGAGCAUUAAACAAUAGGCAGGGUGUCACACACUGGCUCACCACAGAGGCGUGUGGACGGUUGUGUGUUUAAAGGUGUGUGUUUUUGUAUGUGUGGCGCAGAGCCACAGUCCCUCAGUGAUUAUAUGAGAGCAUCAAUAGCAGGGGAGAUGGUGUGACUGGGAUUUGUUGUUGUCAUUGGGCCGGACUGGACCACUGUUUGGAUCAGGUAGGGAACACCGAAACACAGCACAGUCAGAUGGACAUUUUCAGUUUGAUGAAUUUGACUGACCUCUGGAUGAGCUAGUUAGAGUGAAGUGGAUCUUUCAGCAUAAUGUAAAGCAGGCUGAUCAGAUCCUUAACUUUAACUCAAAGGCUGGUUACACGUUGGAGGUGAAAUUGAGGUGUGACAGAGGGAGAAAUGUGCGGACUACCCCUGGCCUGUCUGAACACAGAUUGUGAUAGGGACACGGAGCGCCAUCAAGGUUGGUGUCUGGUUCUUGUUGGAUUUAAAGGCAAAAUGAUGCUAAAAAUCACACUAUUAUUGUAGGUCAGAAAAUGUUGAACACAGCAGGAAAUACAAGAGUUACAGCGGUUUACAGUCUUGUUAUGUAUUCAAAAGGAUGUGAUAUAGAAAUCGUUUUUUACUAUCAUUAUCUUGUUGACUAAAGUGACCAAAUAUUGGCAUAAAGUAAAAUGUAUAAUGUUGUCUUUUCAUACGUCACCGAGACAAGUGCAGAGUGCACUGGCCGAACACUUGGGCUGGUUUUACUGAGGCUUUCACAGACUAAGAGAAAAACACAUUUUUGUGCUUAUUUACUCACCCAAAACCCAUUGGGGAAUCUAUUGGGUUUGUUUGAAACAAUCUGCGAGUAUUAACCUGUCAGGAUACACCAGAAAAUUGAACACCGUUGUGUAUGGUUUCCAACAUCACGGAGAAAGCUCUGUUCAUUUCUCUGCCUCCCCUAGGAUUAACUCGACUGCUGCUUCCAGCAACUUGAGGCUGACGAUUGCCCAAGUAGAUGACCUGUUAGUCGGGUCACGUAGAGCUCAGCUAGGGUUGGUGCCAGGGUUCCUCAGCUAGAAAAUAAUUACUUGCUGCCUGUUUCAGUUGCUCUUAGCGAUACACCCUAUUGCUAUAGUUUUGAUGAUGAGAAGACGGGCAAUUCGAUCAGGUAUGUUCUUUUAUCUUAAAUCCUAAAGAGCACGGUUUGACUUAAGCCAAGAUAACAGAGAAACACUUCUAAAAUCAACAAUAUCAUUGCUAUUGGCAAUGAUAGUUUGGGAUGUUUUGAAGAUAUCAGUUUAUCUAUUUAGUCUUUAGGUAAGAAAACAGAAAACAGUCACAUUAAGCACAUUUAUCUUGCUGGGUUUAACUUUGGUUCACAGAGUGUGCUGCAGCAUCGAACUGGAAGGCCAGGUGUGACUAACAUUAGCACAGCUAGCAACUCCAGCCUUCGGCCUUUUUUGCAGGUUGCAUCAGUCACACAUUGCUCUGGUUAAAUAUUUAUAUACCAGCUUAAGGAGAUACCGUCCACAUCCAACUUCAUCCCCAUCUGCUGAAUCAAAAUACUGACAGCUGAUGUGCCAUUUGUCAUUUUGGCUUGACAUCAAAAAAGAAGAGCUUUAUAGUAGCACAACAGCCGCCAAAUACCCAAAGCUACAGCCAUUGCUAUUAGCAGGUGACUACACUACAGCGCAGACAACUUAUGAGCAUCAUUUCAGGCCUGUAAUGAUAAAAAAAUAUAUAUUUGCAGUUUCUUUAACCUGCAAGUAAUUCUACUGGUUCUAACAAAGGACUAACAUACAAAUUUAAGUCAAUCAAACUCUGCAAAGUAGCCGGUCUUCUUCUUCUUUCCCUUUUUCAAUUUCCAAGUAAACUCCAUUCGUCUCCUUUGGGAUGAUUUUUGUGUAUUUUUGUCACAUUUGGGGGCAGAUAACGUCUUUAGCGUGGUAUGAUAUUGAAUAGUUUCAUGAUGGUAUGGAUGUUAUGUCAUUUCACCAUCUAACUGUUUGUGCAUUAGUUCAUCAAGCUUUGUAGGAAUAUGUAGAAAAUAAGGAAAAAAAUAGAAAAUAAGGCUCCCAGGUCGACUGUGAUGUGAUAAUUUGGUGCUUGAAUCCAUUAUUUGGAAAGUAUCGCUGACGUAUCUUUGUUGGUGUUGAUGUUUAGAGGAGACCGUUCAACUCAUGGAUAUAAGAUAAAAGAGUUCAAUGGAGACCUAUUAUUUAGCAGAAACUGUGGACUGUAACCAGGUUUAGGCUUCAUAGUGACCACUUACUAUCUACAUGUAUCCAUGGAGAUGGCAGACUGCUUUGACAACACAACAGGAGGAUUUAUCAGGAACUUAAAUAGGAAGGUGCUUGAAUGUGAUGGACACUGUUAGCAAACUUUUCCACCUUCUGUCUUUGUCCGCUCUGCCCGUCUGGCAGGCUCAGUUUCUCUGUCGUCUUCCUUUAUCUCUUACGGCCCGUCAGCUCCUCUGUAAUCUGUGAGAGGACUUAAACUAGGUUAAGUCAACAAAAGCCUGACCACACAGUCCCAUAGCAACACACACAUACACAUUUCUGAUGGUUUUUAGGGUUUAAAGUCAGAAGUUUUUAACACACAGUUCAUGUUAAUAGAAGCUCCUUGAAUUGUGAGAGUACAAGUUUCCAACAUUUAUGACUUAAAAGAGAGACUUGAUGGUUGUAAGUUUGUUUUUACCAGAAGAACUAAACUCAAGUUCUUUUUUCCAUCCAUUGUGCCCAAGCUGAACUCCAGCAGAACCGACCUUUUCUCCUCAGCCUGAUGACUGCAGCCCUUAGGACUAUCUCCCUUUGUUAAAUUUCCUGUCAGGAGAGGCAGUUGCUUCUAACUUCCUGUAGGAUUGUGACAUUUCCUGUGCUGUGGGAGGGGGAGUGUUUGGCAGUCUUCUCGCAAAGGUCUUUCAGCUGUUUGAAGAAACAGGAUGCAGGACACUGGAUAUUCCACAGAAGGAAAGCAUAACCUCAGCUGACAGAAUUAACCGCUGACAUAAGCCACAACAACAAAUCACAACUUCAGGCCUCAGACUUUCAUCAUCGGUUAAUAGUCAGAAUAGCAAAUAUUUUUAAAAGCUAAAUGACCCUACAGGAUCAGAGCCAUAGACUGCUGAAGUGGGCGUGGCUUGAAGGUCUGAAAAAUGAAGCUGAUGCUGAAGUGCUUCAGCUUUUACUCUUUGGAAUGGCCAACAGGAAGUGACCUUUCUGGUUGCAAAAGAAGUCCAGUUGUACCAAAAUUAUUAGAAAAUGAGCAUGCUUCUGAUUCGUCAGCUCACUAAACAUUUUUAAGUGAAAUUAUGGUCUCCGUCACAAAUGUCCUUGUUGCUUCCACUUCAGCCUGCCAGUCAGAGAGGUGAGGUGUGUGGCUUUUAACUUCAUUCAGUGUUUGAAAAAGUUUUCCUGGGUGAUACUUUCUGAGAAGCAGUUGAAAAAAACUGAGUCGUAGAGGCAGAUUUGACAAAGCGUCCCCCUAUCCUCCACGGUAAAUCCCCCCCCCCCCCCAAAUAGGAUUCACCAUGUCUGAUUGCCAGUGACUAGCAGCAGUAAACGCCAGCUCUGCUAGCGAGCACCGUCUGCAGCUACCGUGUUGACAUUGCAGACACUAAUAAGAGUUAUUUAUGUAACACGUGCCACGAUAAAAGGCUAAAACGACCUGUUCAACAAAAACUCGGCUGUCUUACCCACUCAGAGAAGGAAUGAGUCGGAACUACAGGAGAGGGGUGUGUCAAAUACAGCGAGGUGAUUGGAUGGAGAGGCGGAACAGGAGAUUGACUGAUAGGAGCUGUCCGGGAUGCAAGAUUUUUUUUUGUCCCUCCUUCGCCUCUGAUUGGCUAGAAAAACUGGAAAUGUCAUCACAUGCUCAAGCCAAACGCGGGCUGUCGGCUCUGUACAUCGAACAGAACAUUACAGAACAUUGUCGCACUUCUGAAUCUCCUAACCCUAACCCUCAUCCUAAUCCUAACCCUAACCCGACAGACCAUGACAUUUCACAGCCAUUAGGAAUAACCAAUCAGAGCCCAGCACUUCUAUCCAAUCAGUGGCGAAGGAGGGCGGGACCUUCCCCUACCAGCCUACAAAAAAAAAAAAAUUGCGUCCGGGACGGAUGGCUCCCAUUGGUCAGUGUUUUUGCAGCUCUGCACCUGCUAGGGUGAACAGAUUUUUUCCAUUCUGUUUUCUCUUCACUUUGUGGAGAUCGAGAUAUAUGACCAUGAUCACCAUAUAAACGAGGUUCAUAAUAAUUAUCAAUCUCUCCGAUCGUCAACCAUGCCUUUAAGACUCACACCAUGCAUGGCCCCUUUUGGUAUUCACUGAUGAAGCCAGACUGUAUGUUAUUGUUGGACCAUCAGGCGUUAAAAAUCUAAGCUAUUUUUCCCCACUGCAUCUAAUCUGUCAGUCAAAAUACAAGCGAUGCAUUCCUGUUACAGGCUGAUUUAGAGGGUGUGGGAAAGCAGUGUUAAUUCUGUCACUCAUCUGCAACAAGUGUGCUGUGUGGGUCUCACUACUCUCAUGCUGCCUUCUCAUUUUCAUAGGUAAUUUUUUUCCCCUGAUACAUGUUGGUGACAAAGCCAAACCCAGUUACCCCCAUUUCUCCUAGUUUGGCAAUAUAACCAUAGUUGUCAAGAGAGAUUUUUGUCUCAUGAAUUAAAGUAAGGAUGAGUCUUUUGUAUCAAUAUUAAUUGAUUGUUCUUAUUGUAACAUAGAGAAGUGACAGUAAAAAUCUCUUUGUCUCAAAAUCUGCUUUUGAGAACUUACUUCUGAGUUACUUUUUCACCAAACAGUCAUUAAAAUUGCUAGAUAGGGCACGCAGAAACUACUGAUAAGCAUUUUCUCACCCGCAUUACUCCGCUUGACCUUGUGUUAACCAGGGAGAUACACAGUCAGAUAUGCAGGGAUGUUUCUCAUGUCCUGUUCAGUACUGAUCUGUUGUGAUAGAACUGAAAUGGGAAGGAUCAUUUAGGGGACAUUUAGUGAUAAGUUCUAUCAUAAGAUUACAUGAAUACACAGUAGUUUUUGCCAGUGUUUGCAGAUACCAGGCUGGAGAGAGAGUCCUGUAUCUUUGGAUGUGAAUGACGGGAAAUGCGGCUGAUCUGUUCAGUCUGUUGAUAGUUUUGUUCUUGUUUUCUUUGCAGGGGGUCCAUCCCGAACUCUUUCCACCAUGUCGCUGUCUGUUCGUCCAGCAAGGCGUCCCAACUCCAAAUCCAUCACUAGGAGCCAGAGCUUCACUGGAGUCAACACUUACGACAAGCCCUACAGGUAUGCCCACUCAAACCAGUGCUAUAGCCGGGUCGUCAAAUCUUGAGUCCGAGUGUUUGAGUCUGAGCUGAGUCUUAACCACAAGAAAGGAACAUGAGUUUAGUGUGAGUGUAAAUACUUUUGUCCAAGUUCAAGUCCAGAGCUCGUUUUAGACAAUAUUGUAUCUAGGAAGGCUCAAAAGACUGAUCUUUUAACUGACUUUGAUUUAUUACUAUGAUAUUCUUAGGGCUUGAUAUAUUAAACAUGAACACAGACAGUAAAGCAGUUUAUCAAUAAACAAGUAGCAGCAGCCCUCCUCUCUAUCUUCUGAAUCUUAAAGGAGAUAGUGUUGUGUACAAAUCCUAGUCAACACUGCUUGAGUGGAAAAUGAAAACAUCAAAACUAAAACACUGACUCUAAACACACACACACACACACACACACACACACACACACACACACACACACGCAUGUAAAUCCUAUGGGGAAUUUAACAGGACAUCCUGUCAGGUGGAGCUCCAUAGACAGACAGUCUGACUGUGAGUGUUUCAUCACACAGUAAAACAAGACAAUACAGAUUAUUCUGACUCAACCUUUUCAGAUAGAAGAUUUUGACUACUAUUUUUUUUAUACAUGUAUUCCCAUUUUUUCAGAUUAUUCAUCUUCAUCUGUGUUUUAGAAUCGAGUAUGAAUAGUUUUCCUGUUGUAUUGCUGAGUAUGUUUUAAAGAUGUGGUUUAUUGUUUCACAAUGAGAUCAAAGCUGAGCACGUGUUUAUUUAAGCCCCCUGCUUCCCACUGUGAAUUCUUAGAAAGAUGUUGGACAUUGUACUUUGUCAGACACUUUAUUGAUUUAAAUUAUGAUUGCAUCAAAUCUUUUUUAUGUUCUUACUCAUUUUCCAAUCUUGCACCAUUUCUUUCUUAUACUUUCUUUUUUGUGACUUCCCAGCAUUGUUUGAUGAUUGUAAGAGAUCUGCUCUUUUUAUGGAGUGCAACAAAACACACAAUGGUUUAUAGAGAAAUAAAAUGUGAUAAUGAUAACAACAUAAAAUGAUAAAAGUGAUGUCAGAUUUCAGUCAGGUUUUUAUGGGAUGUUUCAGGAGCCUCUCGGUGUUCAGCACCCCAGGCCUGAGCAGGAAACCCAGCAGAGCCAGCAGGAUGUUCACUACGUCAAACAAGUCUAACCCACCACCCAAAGUUCCUCAGCCGGAGCGACUAGACCUGGUCUACGAGGCAUUAAAGAAAGGCCUUCAGUGAGUACACACCCACCACUAUGCAGACACCAAGCUUUAGCAACUCCAACAUGUCAGUGCUUUAAAUGAAGCAAAGCGUGCUUUUACUCCCCCAAUUUUCUUUUAAGCAUGUGCAUCAUGUGAGCAGGAACAGUGAAUCAUUGGUAUUGCUUUUUAACUUUCUACACUCGAUAAAAAGUGCCAUAAAAAUGCUAGUUAUUUCGACAUACUGUACAUUCAGGAGCCAGAGAGGCAUGAAACAUAAGAUUGAAGUGGCAGACGGGCUUUAUACUUAGUUUUCUCCUUGUUUAUCCAAGAUUGUCCAGACUUGCUGGUAUGUGUUACCUUGAACUUACUCUCCAGCAAAUACACACAAGUGAGUGUCAUGUAAUGCCAUGGAUAAUGUGUUUUAGGUGCCAUCAUGAAUCACUAAGGAAAACUGUUAAAUGGUGAUGACAGGAGAGGGCACUGGCAGCUGGAAGGAAGUCUACAUCAAGUAGUUAAAUUUAGAAAUGUAUAUUCAAGUGUACCAGCCCACUUAGAGAACGAGAGGGAGGGGGAGAGAGACAGAGAGAGACAGAGAGAGAGAGUACAGCAAAGAAACAACACAUUUGACUUAACCACAAUUAAAGAUAACCAGAUUAACCAUAAGAAAAAAUGUAAGAGUAGCAAGUAAUUGACAGACUUGUGGCCAAAAAUGUGGUUUUCUGUCUCUAUUACUCUGAGCAGACAGUUAAAGGUGGUCAGGUGGUGCAGAGGAGAGAGAUUGGAUCAUUUUUUUUCAAACUAUAACCCGAUUUGCCCGAUUGGGUUCUAUGAGGUGAAUAUUUAACUAGAGUUUUCAACAGAGUCACAGUGUGGAUGGGUGUGAUUUUAAAAAAGAAUGUAGGGAUGGCUAUCACAAAAAGGUUGCCCGUAUAUAAUAUAAAAAUACUGAACUAAUAGAUUAACGUUUGUUUUCUAAGGUCAUACCUGCAGGUUUACCAAACAGACUUGGAUGGCCUCAGCAGACAGAUGAAAGAAUCAAAAAGAAACUCCAGACUGGUAUGUUUUGGUUCUUGUUUUUUUUUUUAAAAAGAAAAAAAGAAAACUACUAUUCCUGUCAGCAUCCCCAUCAGGACUGUGCAGUGGAAACAAAUCUACUUUGACAUUAUUCUUCAUUCUAAUAUCAUAGGGAGAUAUGAUCAUUUUUGCAUUGCAGUUUUCAUUUCAGUGAAUAAUGAUUAAAAUCUGUAAGAGAGUUCCUGCUUUAAAUGCUGUUCAGCCAUAUUUAACUGUAUUUUUAAUGUCUGCAUAAUCUUUAGAUAAUGAAUCUGACCACACUUGGUUGAGCUGGAAUUUUCGCCAUAUUUUGAUCGAUGGUACUCCAGCUCUACUUUUGAAACUUUACUCCAUUAUUAUAAUGUGAUGAUGAUACAUUCUUUGCAGUGUUUUUGGUUUGGAAAUUCAAAACAAAGUUUUUCUUUUUGAAAUCAAGAUUGUAAGUCACAUUUGACUGCAACGUUCCUUCACUUAAAAAGAGAUUGCUGACUCCUUUUGUUCUCUCUCCAGGGUUUCCUGUAUGAACUGGACAAGGUGAGCCGCUGUUAAUUCUUAUAUACUGUACAUUACUGACGACUAUGUAAGAGUUGAGCAGAUUGAGAUUGCUCUGGAAUUUUGUUCGAUCAGUUGAUUGAUCUCGUAUCAAGAUAAUAUUUCUUGCUCUGUUGUUUGAUAUCACAGAAGCCUACAAAAAGCUCAUUUUCAUUGACUCUCUGUCCCGUGAAGCUCUGUGAUUUAGAUAUUUUGUUGGAAAUGUUUGAUGUAGUUUAAUAGAGAAUAAAAAAGCAUCAAAAACUCUCUGAUAUUUCUAAGUUGCAUGUCUGUAGCAAUCAAACUAAAACUGGUAAUUCAGUUUGCUUUGAGAUAUUAGACUUCAUGUCCCUGUGCUCCUUCUUACAGCAAGUAAAGGUGACUGAGAGGUACAUACGACGACUUGAAUUUCACCUCAGCAAGGUAAGAUCGCCUAUUGAUGUCAAACAUGAUCUUUUCUCAUGUCUGAGGCUUUUUGAAAAUGAAUACACAAAUCUGCCUUAAGCACUCCCCUCCCAUUUAACUCCUCACUUACAAACAAUCUUAAGGUUCUUACAUGCUUCUUUGUUUUCUCUUGUUUCUGGGACAUACUGAUGUAGAUUUUAUGAUACAAUCAUCAGGCUUCUGCUCUGAGUCUAAAUUUGAUUACCUCAGUCAGUCCAUGACUUGUAAGAAGCCCAAAACAAUGCACUUGUUUCUGUCAGUACAAUGCACUUGUUUCUGUCAGUUAGUCCACAUCAGGUUUCUGUACUUGCACUGAUUCGGCAGCCCCGCAGAGAAUUAAGAGGUGGAGUCCUUUUUGAGAAUCAGCAGAGCUGGGCUGCACAAAUGACUGUAUAGAACACAAGACAUUUUCCUCUCAUUAUCCCACACAUACCCACACAUCAACAUUCAGCCAAUGGCAUGUAUAUGAUUGACUUGAUGGAAGUCAAUAAUGGAAACAAUAACAGACAAUUAUUCGACACUGCAGGAUUGUAUAAAUAGGAAAUAACUGUAAAGAGACUUUUAUGCAUAUUCUUGAUAUUGUAUUUAAAAAGUUAUAUGUUGAGUUUAGAAAUCUGUAGACUUUGCAGGAUGACUAAAGCUGCUGGACGCCACAAUCCUGCAGACUUUUGACGUCAACAUGUACAGCAUCCAAGUUUAUGUUACAGAAUCUGCCAUAAUGACAGCAGCCCAGCUAUAGCAGUGGCAGUGUAUAUACAAUUAUAAUGCAGACAGGACUUCCUGAGUCACUGAUUGACUGGCUUCCUGUCCAGUUCCUGUCUAGUGCUAACUUAGAUUUUCUGCGUUCCACAUGCUCCGGGGCUGUUUUCUUGUUGGAUAAGAGAAGAGAGAAGAAUUAUGAAACCUUUUCUUCCUGUUUUUCCCAGAUUGAGGAGCUGUAUGAGGCCUACUGCCUGCAUAGGAGACUCAGGGAUGGAGCCAACAAGAUGGUGAAGGCGUACACUGCCUCUCAAGUCAGCAAGGAGGCCAAGGAGAGUUUAGCAGAAGCAAACAAAGGAUAUAAAGAGUACACUGAGGUAAGAGGGAUAAGACAGAGGAGAGCUGGAAUAUGGUCAUAAAUUGAUCUGGAUUAAACAGUCUCCCACAGCACUGCAGGCCCUUAAUCACAGGGAUAAGGAGGGUAUACAGAAAUGUUACUGAAGAGCACCAUAGGUUGGACCUGUUGAGUAAAAAUGAUAACAUGUAAAUGUCCCUUUUAAAACCUCCCUGCAGAACAUGUGUAUGUUGGAGAAUGAGCUGGAGAACCAGCUGGGGGAGUUUCAUAUUCGGAUGAAAGGUAAGAAUAAAACAUCACUACUGAGUUAAACCACAAUCGUUUCUUUUCUUGGAUCAGUUUUUGCCCUGUUUGCCACGCAUCAACAAGACCUGUGGGAAUACCUGGUGUAAACUCUUUAGACAGUAGAGACCAUUUUGAAGUGUUAUGUAACAUAUUUACCAUAAACCUCUGCCCUGUGGUUAAUUCAUGUGGUGUAUCCUCAGACUGCACAUGUUUUAAAAGAUCAUAACUACUUUAACUCAUGCUGCUUGGCUGAGCAGUUGUGUGGAGGAAAAUCACUAGUACCAAAUUUCCAUAAUUCAAACUCAUGUUACAUAAAUUAACUUUCAGCAAAAAUAAAAAAUAUUAUCUUACCUGGACAAAACACCCCAUUAAUUGAUAUAAAUUCAAAUUUCCCUCGCAGAUUAAUACUUAUAUUGUAAUACUAUUGUUCAUUUUAUUGAGAUCCUUUUAGGUUUUAUGUCUUACAUUUCUUAAGGCUAAUAUAAAGACCUCAGCACUAGUUUUGUUCUUCUCUCUUGGAGACUGGAAUGACGAAUAAAAUUCUUUUGAAUCCUGCUUUAAACUAAAAUGUCACACAGAGAAUUUUUCUCAAAGUUUACUCAAAUCAAGCUUACUAUAUUGUCUUCAUCCACCUGAGCCAAAUGGGAACCCUGUCAGGCAAGGUGUUAGGGACAAUCAUGCAAAUAACAAAAAAAUGACAAACCAAAUAAUAGAAUAUAUCGAAGGAGUCAAGGAGAUUUCCUGGAGGGGAAAAAGAGAUUGAGAGUUUACGUUGACAUCAUAUACCUUAAUACAGUAUGUGAAUUUAAAUGAUGUUAUUACUGGGAUGGGGUUGUAAAUUAUGAUGUCAAAGUCUGCUCAUAGAUCAGAGCUGCUAAGGUUGAAAUCCUCUGGUAAACUAAAAACCGUCCCAGCGAGAGUUCUCUGACACUGAUUGACUACAAAGCUGUCUGUUUGUCUUUCAGGUCUUGCUGGAUUUGCUAGAUUGUGUGCCGGUGACCAGUAUGAGGUAAGUAAGUGAGAAGUAGUCUGAAUGUUUGUUUGUGUGAUCCUGAGUUUAGCCUUCUUUGUUUACUGAGAGGGAAACACUCUAUGAAAGAUAAAAUAGACCAUGACAAUAAUAUGUAUAUGAAUUGACCUGCUGAGGUGUGUCUAAUGUUUUGUGUGUCUCUGUGUUCAGAUCUUUAUGCGGUACGGUCGGCAGCGUUGGAAGCUCCGUGGUAGGAUAGAGAUCAACGGCAAACAGGUGUGGGACAGCGAGGAGAUGGUUUUCCUGCCACUCAUCAGCGAGUUUCUCUGUGUGAAGGUCAGACCCCUCACACUUCUGCCCCAUGGUUCAGUGGUGAUAAAGUCAUUGUUACCUCUGGUGAAGAAGCGUAACAGUGUUUGAUCAAACCAUUUCUGUGUUCUUGUAGGUGACAGAGCUGAAGAGCUUAGCCAAUCACGUGGUUGUAGGAAGUGUUUCCUGUGAGACCAAGGACCUGUUUGCUGCACUGCCACAGACGGUCGCCGUGGACAUCAAUGACCUCGGGACUAUUAAGCUGAGUCUGGAGGUCACCUGGAAGUAAGUAAUGAAAAAACACUCUCAUAAGGCUGUGGGGUUUGUCAAGAAUGUGAAGAAAGUUAAUUUAUACAUUGAAAAUGUCAGGUCAUGGUUAUCAAAGACUUGAUCCAAAGGGGGAACUGGACUUAGUUCAAGUUCUUCAAGAACUCAAGCCUUUGGUAUUCAAAAGUGCAGCAUUUUUAGUCUUACUUGUCACUGAUUGAUGGCUCUACUUAAACUGAGCUUCAUCAUAUUCAGAAUAUCUUAAUAACUUUCAUACAAUAUGUUCCUUUUUAUUAUUAAACAGUUUUCAUCAGCUUUUUAGAAUAACCUGAGUUCAUUUUCAAUAUCUCUUUCUUUCCUCUUGUUCCAUGUUUCCCACUUUUUUUUUUUUACAACAAGUUAAAAAGUCUUUUUAUUGAUUAAGAGAGAGUGUGGUUGAUGUGUAAGCUAAUGACAACAGACUGACCAGUUGUCACUCAGAUUUCACCUGUCUGGUAAUCAAUAAGGUCAAUCCAUAUCAAGUGUAGUCAUUCAAAGUUUUAUUGACAUAUAUUUUAUUGCACUCAGAUAUUUUUCUAAUCUUUAUAACCCCUCGAUUAUCACCUUGCACUGUAGUCACCAUGGUAUUGAAAAUGAUAUUGGUCUGUUAGAGCUCUGUUCUAUUUGGCGAUUUUAUCAGUAAAGUCGAUAACAUAUUGUCUUGAAAAUAAUUUAGUCUUCCUCUUCCUCUUCCUCCACUCCUCUUUCUCCCUUAUCAGUCCAUUCGAUAAAGAUGACCAGAGCUCAGUGGCCAGCACUGUCAACAAAGCUCCCAGCGUCAAUAAAAGAUUCUCAACGAUCUUCAACCAAAGUCCUCCUGACACGCCGUCCUUACGAGAACAAGCCUUCUAUGUGAGUGCUUCCGUCUUUGCUUUUUGUUUCCUUUAGGUCAAUUAAUGUUUGACUGGUUAUUUCCUGAAGACUGACAAAACUUCAACCUCUGCCAAGAGUCGCUGGCAUAGCAGCAGGAGUUCGAUGCAGAUAAUCAUUACUCUUAUAUAUAUCAAAGUGUAUAGUUAAAAGAAAUGUUUCCACCCAGCCAGGACACCUUCAAAUGAGAACUCAGUAUUAACCAUUUAUGAAUGUACAUGAAUUAAAUAAAACAUAUUUUCGUCAAAGUGUUUGCGUUGCCCCCACACAAACAGUAAUGCUGUUCAAUAGUCUAAAAGAGAAAAGGAUUUUAUUCUGUGGGCCAGCAUGGAGGAUGUGAAAGCAGUGAUAGAUGAAAUAUCUGGUAUCAGAAUGGCUGCCAUCCCGGUUACAUUUGAGUUCAGCCAAAACCCACCAGUGUAUAACUGCCCCGUUGCCUUUUGUUCCACCUGCUGCCCCUCUGGCGUGCAGUCUUUGCCUCGGAGUAUGACCAGGCGGCAACACUGGCCGCUGUUGGACAUCUUCAGGGACACACUUAGCCACAGCUGUUCCUGCAGUGACAACUCACCGGCAAGACAGCCCACUGCAGUAAGUCAUUAUGCAGAGAAGUGGAGCCCCCGCUGGUUUGUGCUGUAGCAGCAGUAGUGAUAGUGUAGAGCUUAGAAACUUAGAGCAGUCGUCUCCCUUUGUUAGUGCCUUGAGCCAUGAGAGUGGCUCUAAACUCUCUGUCUCAUUGUAUUGAUGGUUUUCUCCUGUUUGAGAGCAGGAACUACAACGUUGUAGAAAACAGUUGAUAUGUGCUUUUAUAGAAGUAACUGCAGUAACUCCAUCCAAGGAAAUACCAACACUGAACUAUGUAUCAUCAAUUAAAUAAUUUCAAUAUUGUCAAACUGUUUUAGUAAGAACUUGGUGGUAAUAAAGAAGAAAGAUCUCUUGCAACUUAAAAACCUAUAAUAAUGCUGAGUAGUGAAGUCUGGAUCCCCCCAAAACAACCUGCACCUGUUAUUUGAGCUAUAAAGCUGUCAGCUGGUGUUUUUACCCACAUAUCUUUCAUGCAAGGGAGCAAUUGUGCAACAGCCGUCAUCAACUGCUCCCCCCUCGCUAAGCACCGUUAACUUCUUGGAUCUUUUCCAUGUUGGAUUCUUAAUUUAGGCGGAACAUAAAGCUGAAUUAUUUGCAUAAUGCAGUGACCAGGUAAUGGGACCAUCUAGAGCUUCCUGAAGAUUUGUUGUAGUUACCCAUCUUAGUACCAAGCCAAACCCUUAACCUUGCUCUAACCAACCACAUCUGCCAACCUUUGCUACAAGCUGAGACCACUGGCAGAUGCCCUGGUUUGUUUGGAUUUUUUUUUUUUUUUAAUGAAAAGUCUGUUGAAGCAAAUGUAACUAAUGAGUGUUUAAUUAAAUCUCUCUAUGUUCUUAUCAAGCUCUGUUUUUCUUCAGAUAAAUGAUCAUACCCUCUCUUUUAGAACAUGCUCCGUCGUCAUGAAGAGCUGGAGAACGGGACAGCGUGGUCAAAUUCAUCAGAAUCUUCUGAUGACUCCUCCAGUCCUCAGCUGUCUGCUGGGGGGCUACGCAAUAACACACACCACAAGGUAACAUGUCAAGCACUCUAUACCUUAUUUACAUGAGGGCAGAAGCUCAAAUAACCAAACAGAGAAUAUCAUGGACACUGUGUGACGUAUCCAGCCUUUGCUAGAGACAGAUCAGAUAUUUUAACACCAGUGAUCAUAACAUUAAUAACUAGUUACAUUCAAAUCCUAUUUAGAAAUACAGUCGGGUUGGAGGGCCAAAGGACAGACUCAAAGAUUAAGUUGUAAAAAGGUGGCUUUUUGGAGGGAGGACAGUGGCUGUCUGUGUGCAUGUGGAGCUCCCGGUGGACACGUCUUCACAUAAUGGGCCUCUUGCACUUCUGCAGUCCCACAGAUAGAGACUUAAGACGGAUACUUUAUUCAUCCUGAGGGAAAUUUCAGGCAUCCAGUAGCAUACACUGUACAUGAUAUCUGACACGUUAAAAAAGAAACAACACCUGCCCUCCCACAUGUACAAGUUAAGCUUGUACUGACAAAUAAAACUAAAACUUAAAUUUAAGCAUGUAAGGCAAUAAUAAACAUAAAAUAAAUCAAGAGAUUUAACAUUAAAGUAAAUCUGUGCAGAAAUGAAGGUUGAACCUGUGCAAAUAUUAAACAAUGCCCAUACCAAAUAUAAAUUAAAUCCCAAGUGUACAAGAACCAUAAGCUGUGAAUCAGAUGCAAACUUCAGUUUCGCCAGUAUAACAUCGUCGUUGAGCUCUGUGUGUAAGUCCAUAUGUGUGCUGAUGGCAAGACUGUUGCUGUUUUUAAGAGGCUAUCUCUUCAUAUGUUGCACAAACCAAACCAGUUGAGCUCCCAGAAGGAGUGAAGACAAUGCUGUGAUUGUGACUGAAUCGUUUUUUUCUCAGCCUGUGUAUCGAUAAAGGUACUCAGGUAGUUGUAACACUGGACUUGUUCAACAGUUCAACCCUGCUGCGGUUUGAGCAGGUGGAUAUGACUUCCCACCACUCCAUUCAGUCAUCUAUUACAGGACUAAGUGCCGUGUCCUGGCAUGUAACAGGCUCACUUUGAUGGUGUCAUGUGAACCAGUUAGAGAGGAGCAAAUCACACACUGUCAGCUAACAUGGGGAAGAAAAGAGAAAUCUUAGACAGUCACCUGCUAUACUCUUUUUUUUUUUUUUACAGUUUAUUUGUUUAUAUUUUUUCAUAAACAGUAUACAAUUCCAAAAACAGCAAUAGAACUUCAAAUUUCACCCAAAACCACCCCCCUCCCAGAACAGACCCCAUAGGCCAACUCUUACCAAAAAACCCCUCUAACUAAAAAAUAAAAUAAAAUAAAAUAAAAUAAAAUAAAAUAAAAUAAAUUAAUUAAUAAUAAUAAUAAUAAUAAUAAUAAUAAUAAUAAUAAUAAUAAUAAUAAUAAUAAUAAUAAUAAUAAUAAUAAUAAAGUUAAAAAAAUACAGCAUAAUACAUGCAGCAAAGGUCAAGUCAUUGAGUGUGGAAAAGCAGAGCUCCUCCUGCAGAUGUACUUACAACCAACAACCACCACACUGUUGACAAUACUCAUCUGGUUAACUGUGAGAAGUUAUCCAGAUACACCUGCUAUACUCUCAACUCUGUGUUGUGCUCAAAAGGACUUUAACAGUACUAAUGUAUCUUCAUCAGUGCGUUUACUUGUUUGGUGUCUCUCAUUCUGCAGACAGUAGUGGUGACACCAGAGAUCCAGCCAGCUGUUACAGGAAACUCCCACUCACAGCCUGAAAUCUCGUUCUGCCUCCGAGACUCCUCUUCCUCAACUCCAAACUCCUCCAGCAGAGUCAGCUCUGCCAGUGAGAUUUCCACCAAACAUCUCACAGAUGGCGACAGGUAGAGUCUAUGCUUUUUAUUAUUCAACAACCUCACAGAUAAAAGUUUGUAUGAAUCUUUUUCUUGAGUUAUUUGCUAUGUUGACAUUUACUUAUAGGUUUUUUAGCACUUCUACAUACUAUUUUAUUGUAUUAUUUUAUUUUCAUAUUCAUUUUUAUUAUUUCAUCGUUCUUGUAUUAUUCUAUUCUAUUGUAUUAUUUUAUAAUGGUAUUUUUUCUUGUGUUAUUUUAUUGCUUUUAUGUAAAGCACUUUGGGUACCAUUUGGGAUAUUGUAAAGUGCUAUAUAAAUAAAAUUUGAUUGAUUGAUUGAUUGAUAUUCACUAUCAUGAAAACACUGAUUCACAGGGGGGAGCAGAAGGUGACUGUCACUAUGAGGACUAAAGCUGCCAGUGAGGAAGAGGAUGCAGGGAAACAGUCUCUGGUGACAUUACAGGAUGAAGUAGCGACAAACAGCCUCACCUCACGCAACUACUCACGUUCUCUGAGCCACAUCAGUGAAAGCAGUGCUGACGGCAUCGUUUUGACGGACAGGUCAGCGGGUGAAUCAGGGGAGGCGAUGACUUUGGCCUCAGGGCUCUCCGUCAGUGACAUUGAGAUGGAGAUGAACAGCAGAGCUCAGGAGCAGCCAAGCUCCUCUGCCAAAGAGUCACCAAAAAGACUUGUUGUUGUCCAAGAGAGCACUGACAGUGCUGCUGAUCAACAUCAGGAAGAUGCAUCCAGCUCUGUCCUGACACACUCUUCCCCCAGCACAGGAAAAGUGGACACUGUCACUCCCUCUCAAAUGACCACAGACUCACACCCAGAGUGCAACACACUGGCAGACUGCGCUGAUGAGACAUAUGUUGCUCGGCGGGUAGCGGUGGAGGAGGAGAUGCCAGGUGCAGGGGAGGGUGAUGGCCCAGUAGACAGCGGGCUGGAGGAGGCUUUGACAGCUGUGGUUUCCUCCAUGGAUGAUUACAGAGGGCAGUUCCCUGAGCUGCAGAUGCUGGAGCAGGAGCUGAAGCUGCUGCAGGUCACACUGAAGGUGAGAAUGGGACGUGUAUCUGAGUUAUCUGAGUAGUAUUUUGAGUAGUAUUUCACUAAAGCUAGCAAUUAUGAAACAGGCUGGAGUGACUGUUGUCUGAGUCACACUGUGUCACUUAAAAGAUCCUUACAAAGAUAGAUGCAUUUAAUGAGAGAACUGAACCAUUUAAAGCCACCAGACUCCAGAGACUAAACUAGUGAUUUGACCACAGCUGCAACUGGCACUUCUUUCUGAUAUUCUUCAACUUUUGUUGUAAAAAGUUUUAGUUCACGACAUAAAACAGUCCUGUCCAUUAAUCUGGUGCUUCAGUAUGAAUCUAGUUGUGUGUUUAUGUUUGUUUUUGUGUAGGGUGGUAAGCACAGUCGUUCGCCCAGCGUAGUCAGCCUUACAGUGGAAACAGCUCUUGGCAGCUUUGACUUCCUCAAUACGUCUGACUGGGAGGAGGAAGAUGAGGAGAAGAGCGACAAGAGGAGUCGAAGUGGAAGGUCAGUGCUCACAAACCACAUGUUUGGUGUAAACAAUGUAUGUGUGAUUCAAACUUCAUUUGCCAUGGUUGUAGCGUUAUGCUGCCAUCUAGAGGGGCUGAGUUUUAUUGCUGGCACACUGCUCUGCUAAUUCAAUCAUUUGCAGCUGCUGUGAAAACUGUCCGCAGCUGUUGACAGUGACAUUAUACUUCAGGGGUCAGUAACUAUUGAGGGUUUUAUACAUUAAUCUUGGAUGGAUAUGCUCUCUUAUAGCUUUGAUACUCGAGUCUGUAUUUGCCUUAAUGCUUUUCUGAGAUUUUCAGACUCAAUCUAACCUUCCUCAUUGCACAAAUACAGCUUCAAGAUCUAGACUUAAAUUUCACAUAAUCAGCCUGUUAUUACCUCAAUACUCAAGAAAAAAGUAGCAAAAUAUUUCUGAGAAAAAAAUUGAUUUCUCUAACAUUUCUUGUCUUGACCAACACCCCCACUAUAAGGUUGUUUGUCGUCGUCUCACCCUAAGCAGUACCUUAGGGCAAUAAUCACAGUAGUUUUAUUAAUAGAAUGACUUAAAGGACACAAAAAUCUAACAGGCUGAUUCAACAUGAGUCUGGUUCAGUCACGCGUGUCACUUAAGUGUAAAUCUGUCUCUGUUUAUAUUGCGUGAAAAGAGUUUUACACACAAAUACACUCAGACUUGUAAUGUUCAUGUGCAGGUCUCUGCAGGACAGAGGCUGGGACAGCCCUUCCACCCCCUCCUCCCCCCUCACCACAGGCUGCAUUACUCUGGACUGCUCCCUGGUGGUCCACCUGAAGAACUGCUGCGCACAGCUGCUGGUAGGAGACCUGUAAUGUUCUUUCUGCAGUAAAUGAAUAAGAAACUGUGAAACUGUGUUAAAAAAGCUCAGUUAACUUGCAGGUAAUACUUUUAGUUAAAGCAGUACACAAUAACUUGCUUGAACAAACUUGCUUGACUUUCUAGAGAAAAACUGACUUUGAAAGUUUGUCUUUAAAAGUUUAUAUAGAGAAUUUCUUUGUUAUAUGUAGAGAGUAAAUCAAUCUCCAGGAAUUAAUCCUGGUAAUUUUAAUUUUUAAAGUAAUGCAUGCUGUUGUAUUUAUUCUUUAUAUUAGUGCCUAAUCUCAGCUCUUACUCUGCAAUAAUUCUUGAAAGUUUUCCUUUUGAAAAAGCACGAGACAUCAGCAGCAGUUUUCUUCAUCAUUCAUUAAGGUUACUGAUUCGAUAUUAAAUCUUGCAUCGCUAAAGGUACAUUACUCUGAAGUACUGGUGAAAGAUUUUCCAUUUCUUCGAUUAAGUUCAAAUAAAAUGAGCAAAACUGCAUCAUAUCAUUUUCUCACCAAUGUUUGACUGCUUUAUCAAAGCCAAAGAUGUUCCACCUUCUUCAUCCCUCUAAAGCAUUUGUGUCUUUCCGUUUGCAGCGUCUGGGUACGUUUGGUCCUCUGCGCUGUGGAGAGAUGUACGCCUUAGACCGACUGCUGAGAGAGGCACGAGUUCUUGAAACCAUCCGACGCAUCGCCAAGGACAACCCAAAACGCACGAGACAGCCUGCUGAAGGUGAAAUCUCUGAGGGUGUCUUUGGAAAGUUACAACUUGAAUCAUACCAAUCCUCUUUUGAUUUGGACCGUUGUAUUGCUCUCAAGUCUGCAUUUAGUAACUGAUGUGUAAACUUGUAAAUUGAUAAAUUCAUGAAGCACUAAGGGAACUACUUCUUAGCUAACAGUCACAGUUUAAUUGUAGAAAGAGCUUGUGACUCAAUUGUUAAGCUGAGAUUUUUGUUUUCUAUCGUGAAAUCAAGAAAAUCGAAACAUCGCUCAAAUGAAAAGCAACAAAAUAUCAGCCAGUCUGUUUCAAAAACAAAAGAAAAGAAUAACUUUUGACUUUUCCUCUGUCUCUUUUAGUGAUACCACAGCUUGGCCUGUGCCUGGGUGCUGUGUUACUAUGGCAACAGAGUGUGGGUCAGGGCAGCAUGUACAGUGUAUCUGCUGAAAGCUUCCUGUCUGCGCUGUCUACGCUCUACGUCAGCAGUCUGCCUCAGAAGGCGAGCAACAUGACAGACACUGGUACGACAACUUUUGUGUGUGUGCGUGUGUGUGUGUGUGUGUGUGUGUGUGUGUGUGGGGGGGGGGGGGGGGGGUUGUGUGUUUGUGUGUGUGUGAACAGUGCAUGUGUGCCAUAAUAACACCUGUUUGUGUGUGUGUGUCCAGUGUUCUUGUGUCUGGCUGAGCGAGUGCUGGAUCAGAGGUUACCUCGGCGAGGAGGCAGCAGAGACGGUGUGACAGUGACAGUUUUCCAGCUGUGGAGUUACUUGGAGGCCAACAGCAUCACAGACAUGGAGACACACAUCAAUGAGCUGGCAGAAGAAGGUUAGAGACACACACACCAGAAAACACACUUUAACUAAAUAAACCCAGACAAAGUGUUCUGUGACAAUAACUCAUAACAAAAUGCCUUUAUCAGUGUGGCUGGUGCAGAGUCUGGCCUCAUGUGACCUGGAUGUUAUCGUGCAUGCCCUGCGGCAGCCUGCACCCUGCAGCCUGAGGAGAGAGGGGCUUCACGCUGUGGCCAAAUUACUGAGAGACCCUCGAGGAAAAGUGUCUGCGUCUGCCAGUUCUGUGCUGAGGAGCCUGAAUUUACAGCCCAGACAAAGAGAGCAGGUAAAACACACAUCCUCUGUCACUUAUAGAGUCAAUUUUAGUCUAUCAGUGUGUAAACAUGUGCCAGUGGUUCAUAAGCAUGUAGGUUUCUUUGUAUAGCACUUUUCUUACAGCCAAAUGCAGCACAAUGUCAAAACCCUUUGUUGUGCUCAAGGGUGGCACAAAUAAAGAAAAAAAAUAAAAAUGUCAAACUAAGAACAAAGGACUCCACGAAAACAGGGACUCUAUCAUGAGUUUAUAAUGAGGAAACAUUUGAUGUAUGAUUAGAGUAUUAAAACUUUAAAUAGAAAUUUAAUAAGAGGUAACAUGAAUUUUGAAAAUGAUGGAAUAAGCCAAAUAAUACAAUUGCUCAUAAACGAAUAAGUAAGAUAAUUAGGUACUAAAAGAUAAAACACUGAGGGAUCAUUGAAGAAAUAAAUAUAUGAAAUGAACCAUUAAGAUAAUAAUAAACUGACAAAAGUAUGACUUAAUAAAACAACUAUAAUUUGAGGUAAAGAUAAUAAAUAUAGAAGGAAAUAAAUCAAUUGGUAAAUAGAGUUGAAUAAAGUCAAACUCAGUCCAAAGCUAGACUAAAAAAGCAGGUCUUGAGUUUGCUUUCAGAAACGUUGAUGCUCUGUACUGGUCUCAGGUCUUGAGGUACACUGUUCCACAGACGUGGGCUGUAGUGAUAAAAAGCUGCCUCACUGUGGGCUUUUCUUCAUACUUUAAGCACCAUUAAAGGACCCCUACUUGGAGACCUGAGGGCUCUGACAGGAUCACAUGAUCAAAGCAAAUCUGAUAAACAGGGGAAGCCUCGCCAUUAAGAGCUUUACAAAACCAAUAAAACAUACCAAUAAAUCAAUUCUAAAAGAGACUUUCGGUUUAUCUGUGCUGAUUUGAUUUCAUCAAGCUGCAGACACAGAGGUACUUACAGUAUACUCUGUAUGACAUCUAAAGAGCUGAUGUUGCCCUCUUCCUGAGUCAGUGAUAGUCACACAAACAAAGUAUUUAAACAGCAAAUGUGGAGCAGCACUUCAUCAUGUGAUAAGUCAGUUCAUAUUAACAUACACUGCAGAUCUCUGCAGCCUCAUACACACUGUAAACACUGCGUUUGUUUUCCUCAGGCGCUGGUCAUCUGUUUGGAGCUGCUGGAAGAUGACAGUGUGGAGACCAGAGUGUGCGGAUGCAAAGCCUUAGCUUGCCUAAAGGUGCAAACACAGAGUCUGCUAUUAUCCAUCCUGUCACACUGCUAAAACUCACACUCAGAGUUAUAGAUGUCCUGGUUGAAGCAAUGUUGCUUUUCUAGAAACAUUGUUUAACUUUUUGUGACUGUAGUGGGACACCGAAUAAAAGUAUCAUGAAAUCGUAUUUGUCCAGAACAGCAUGUACUGACACCUGUGUCCUGUCUGUUGUCAUUUCAGGCCAAAGAAAGUAUUGACCAGUUAGUUUAUCUGUGUCGGACAGACAAGGAGGAAGUGCGAGAAGCUGCCAAACAGGCUCUGCUGGUGCUGGGUAAGAACAAGCAUCAUAUUAUUAAGAAUGGCAGCAAGACUGUCCAAUUGUCGUAAAAUCUUUCUGCUGCCUCAGCAAAGCAUCAAACAGGAGUUGGGGAUGAUCUUGCUGUGGUCCACUGAAAUAAAUGCAGACACUGGCAGUUUACAGACAGAGGUCUGGGGUUGUACUCUGUUUAAAGUUUCCUAUAAAUACUAAACCUCUGCCAAUGUCCUGUGGUUAAACAAACUCUUCCCUUUUCAGUGCUAGUUCUUUCUCCGUUCAUUUAUGCUUUAUCUGAAUCGACAUUUUAGUCUUCUGUAACUAUGAACUUCUCAAACUCAGGAAAACCAUAACCUCAAAUUUACUGUGUAACUAAGACCUUUGUAUAGCUGGAGUUUAAAGAGUAUGACAGGUAUUGUUCAGCGUUAUUAACUCACUAUGGUCUGUCUGUAUUUUUUCUUCUCCUUUUUACUCCAUUCAUUCGUAUUUUUGUGCCGUUAGAGGACGAUUGAGGCAGAAAUAGAAGACGUUUGCAUCCGUCUUGGUGUCUGUCUUUUUGCUUUGUCUAGCAUGAAUGCCUCUGGCAGCCAUUCAUUCAUUUAUUCAUGUAAUCACUCAUUCAUCCUUGUGUUCAUUUUCCAUGUUUUGCCGUUCUUCCAUGACUUGUGUUGAGCAGGCGAGGAGGGGAAGAUGGCCCACAGACACGUGGAGACGUCUCAGGACAGUUUACCCAGACUCUUCGCUCCAGGAAGCAUGGCCAGCACGGCUUUUUAAAAAGACUCAGACCAUCACACACCAGCACACACCAACACACACAGACAGAGUGGGAACAAAACCACUGAGUCAGCAACAUGCCAUAAAUGUUGUGCUUUGACACAUGUACAAAAAAAGCCCAGUUUGCUGUUGUUCUACCCCUGAGCACCACUAAAACACAUAUAUAAUAUAUAGAAAUAUCGUCGGAUGGAUUUCUUCACUACUGACAUUAGAGAUAAUAACAGUACAUAAGGGUACUUCUGUUAUUUUAAAACUGGGGCAGAUGUUUGCUGUUUUGGUAGCAAAAUGACUGACUUGUGUUUGUAGUCUUAUAAUUUGUUUCUGUAGAUUGCUUCAGAUGGCAGAUGUGAUACAGACGCUAACAGCUGUGGGGUUGUACUCAGGAGCAAAAGUGACCCAACAAUUUUUUUCCAUACAAUCAUUGGAAGAAAUAGACCUUUUGAUGAAGAUUUCAUUAUUUUAAAACAGAAACAUCUGUCCAUCACUCUCCUCAGAACCACCAGGCUUCAUGGACAAACCAGUUAUUCGUAUUCAUGUGUAACUCAAACAUUACAUUUGAUAUGUAAUACACAGUAACACAAAGUAACUGAUCGGUAGUGCAGCUGACCAGUAAUUCUUGUGUUCUAUGAAACAAAAUAGCCACUUUUGUUAAUGGAUCCAGGUGUUCUUUGAGAGGGCAAUGUAAAGGCUGCUCCUUGUUAAGAAUGAAGAGAGUCUUAUAGACUACUACCCCAGUAGAUCACUGAAGCAAUCUACUGAAGCAUUUUUUUUACCCCUUAGUCAUUUAGAAGCAAAAGCUUGAAAACAAAAGAGCCAGAUUUAAGCAAAAAGAUUUUAUUUUUGAACACUGGACAAACUUUUUUUUUUUAAUCAAUAAGCUACAUACACAUCAGAUUGAUCAACUCCUUCUUAAAGAUCAGUUCAACAAUGAGAAGAAUGUACAGAAUAAAAUGAUGGACAGAGAGAGGAGAAGAGGAGUGACAUGGACACUGAGGGAUAAGGAGUUCUGGGAGGAACAUGUCUGUGACACUUCAGCAAAUGUCUCCUUCAUGUUGCAGUUCUGUCCCUCUCUGGUGUGAAAGCUAUGUAAAGUUAUUUGCUAGAUUAUUUCAGUUUCACAGCCUACCAAGUGCCCAAAACGUACAAAUGUUAAGUUUCUUGUAUUUAAAUGGUUUUCUUACUUUAACUUUUUAUUGUUUUGAAUGGGUGUAUGCUGAACUAGGAAGCAUACACAUAUUAGAUAUAAUGCUGCCCCUUACAUUACAUAAAAGUACUUUUCUGAACGGCCCUGGUAUUCUCUAGUAAAGGCUCUAAUGUGAUUUUGAAUGACCCUGCUGCAGAUAGACACCUUGUUUUGUGAUGUGACAUGCCUGACAUGAUGCUCAGAAAAUUAACUUCUCAAAGGUAUUCAUAGAGGUGUAAAUGUGACAGAAUUCCCACCUCUGAUUUGAGCAGAAAGGUUUUCUAAUGUCUACAUGAGGCUCCAAAUUGGUCUACGGUUAAAAUUGCAGAGACACGUUUUUUCUGCGUUGAAAGAACAUAGUAAAACAUUUAUCAAAAAUUCACUUAAGAUACACUUUGAAGAUUUUUUCUUUUUGAAUGCACGCAUUAAUGAUCCUGCUGUGCUGAACUUCAUGUAUGUGUUUCAUCACAGAAUGAGCAUCAAAAUGAAAAUUCCACUGGUGUUUAUUUCAGUUUUUGUGUAACAGGUGCUCUUUCACACUCUCCCUGGGCUUUCAGUGGUGCUGGAGUCAUAUUAUAUAGCCAGAUGUGGUGGCAGAGCAGACAAGUUUUCACUAGAUGGAUGUGUUAGUGCAGACGCAGGAGAGGAACCCCGUGAGAUACUCUAGAUUCAACAUAUGAAGUCAACUAUAUGCACACUCAAAAAAAACUGAUCCCAAACCUGCAACACAGCUGCUGCUGGAUUAUCGACUGUGAAAUAUCCUCCUAGCCAACAUCUGUCUCACAGGCCUUUAGAUUGAGUGUUGUUCAUAUAUUUGCUACAGACUGAAAGAAAGAAAAGUAAAGCUUACACUGUAGAUCAACAUGAAGGUGAACUUAAGCUUGUCUGCUUGUUUCUGCACAGAAAAUGGUUCAAUCAAUUCAGUGCCAUCACUUUCCUGCAAUCAUGACUUACCUUCCUUUUCAUGGAAAUUCAUGAUAUGACUUUAUGCCACUGGAAUUUAUUGUUUUCUGAUUGUACAUUGUUUUAUCUUUUAUUUAGCAGAGCUUUAAUUUGUAAAUGUAUUCUAUGUUUUAUGAGAUGCAUUUUUACUGUUAUGAUUAUUUUCAGUUAAAUGAGCUGAUUCGGUGAAUGACACUACUCUGUACCACUGACAGGUCUGCUGUAAAUGGGGGCAUUUUACCCCCAAAAAUCACUGACAUGAUAAGGCUAGACUGCUGUUGAUGGCUUUUUUUUAUAUAUAUAAAAGAAAACACAGAUCGCUGAUUAGAGACCCAUUCGUCCAUCCAGCUCCGGAAAUUAGUUGAUUAAAAUCUGAUCAAUUGCAGUUCAGUCCUCAACAACAGUGAGCUUUCAGGCUAGUAAAGAGAAUAGGAAAUUUAGUUUUUAGUUGUUGUUUUUUUUUAUAAGUUUUGGAAGUCUUACACAUUAAAACAAGGGUUUUAUCAUAGGUGAAUUGGCUCCAGAUCCUGAAGAGCAAUACCAGUGUCUCUACAAAGCUGCUGAUCAUUUCCCAAAGUAAGCACCUUGCAUUGACUGAUGUAAAAACUGAGAUCAUAUUUUGUUAUUUACCUCGUUUACCUUUAAAUUUAAACUUAGCAACUAAUAAUUAAAAUGUAUGUACAUAUAAAUGAAGCCCUUGUAAUUACAGUUUUCCUUCUAGUUAUUUCAUAUUUAUAAAAUUUUAAGUUAUGGUUAAGGAGUAACCUGGCAAUUUUUGUAAACUGAGUGAAUCUUUUAGUUUUCUACUGAAGAGCAUUUGGGCCAGACAAAAGGGAAAAAGCAUUUUGUAUAAUGUCCAGAUUUCAUUAUAGCAAAAUAUCAGUUCAAGCUCAAGAUGUCAUUAAAAUCAAUGUGAUGGUUGAGUUUAUCUUAAACCACGAUUAUUUGAUUCAAUAUUUGACUGUAUACUCAGAACACUUGAAAUGAGCAGCAGUCAUUUUGACUUGUCCUGUUUUAAUCUAUUUCAGUCUGUGUACUGAUUAAAUGAUGGAAACAUAACAGGUUCAAGUUCAUGACGGUGGAAAGAAAUAACUUUGCUUCCAUUUCUUGUUAGUGUACAGGAAGUAAGUUCUUAGUCAUGUUAUCAGUGGGGCUUCAGUAAUGGCGUUGUUUAAUUCAUGCGACUUGUGUAAAAACCAAUACCUGUGAACUACUUAUGUGAGAAGGGGACCUGACCAUAUUGACCUCAGCCAUUAGUUUGUGAACUUAUUAGUUGCAGCAUUAAUUCUGGCAUCUUGGCAAGCUUUACCUUGUAGUUAUUAAAUCACUAAUGAUCAUCACUAUAUAAAAAAGAGGGGGAUAUUGAUGGUUCUUUUCAGUGUGACAUGUUGCCAUGGUUGCAUUGGCAAAUUGUACGCAGCAACCCCAAGAGUAUACCAUGCACUACUAUCAUUAGUUUUACCCAAAUGGGAUCAUGAUUUCCAUAAAAUAUAAAAUGAUCACCUUGCUGCAUUUAGGGUGACUUAAAUAACAUCAGCAGAUGUCAUCAUAAAGCAUCUGAAUACUUUCAAUAUUCCAGGUUAGGUUGUUUUGUAGGUGAUGGAGUAGUGCUCUGCAGGUCAUUAUAAGAAUGCAGGCUUGAGCAUGGCCUUCAUAUUUGGAACUAUGAAGUCUGUGGUUGGAUCUAAUGAAAUUCUCAAUAGGUGCAGUGUUGUGUUUAAUUCAGAUGAGAAAAUGUCAGCAGGCUCACAUGCAAAACAACCAUGGCGAUUUUACACAUGUAAAAAAAACUGCAUGCAAGCUUUGGUAUUGGAAAUACAUUGGCACGCUAGCGUUGACCUGGAAACACUGCUGAAUCUUAGCCCUAUAGCAAGCAUGAUUCUAGGCCUUUUUUUGUCUGAGUCAGUAACCACCACUGUCCAAAAUUGUUUUACUAUUUCUGCAGCAACAGUGUCUUCCAGCAUCAAAUAUGAACCAGUUUUAGACUGACUGUUUGGUUAUCAGUGUACCUCAGUUUUUUUUUUCACAUACUAUAAAAUCAAAGCAGUGGUCACAAUUGGUAGAGAAACGCACAGUUGGUGCCAAGUCUUUUUACUUCCCUUUGACUGUCUCAGAUGUUCUCAGCAACACCAAACUGAACUAAAAUGUACUUCAAAAAUACUGUGAUGGGAAAUGAAUCGGCAGUAGCUGUAAGGAUGUAAGAACAUGUACAGAGGAUUGAGGCCUUGUUUGAAAAAUAUUUCUGAGUUAUAAGGAAAUAUUCAUCUUAACUCAAAGUCAUUUUAGACAAUCAAAAAAAAAAACCAUGUCUAUCUUAGAAUUCAGUUUUCACAGAUGACUUUUUAUCAGAAAUAUUUUUCAUGAAGCCCCAAUCCUCUUCUUCCUCAAGUGAAUGUCCUAUGUUGAGAUGAUGGAUGGUCAACCAAGGGAGUUUGAUAUUAAGUUCAAGUUGGAUUUUAAGUUCUUUCAUAGAGUGCAUAAUAAGCAACAGAGGCUGUGGUGUCACUGGAAUCUUAAUAUAGGACUCUUGUCAUGUGGGAACUCACUUUUGUAUAUCAACGAUGGCUAUCACUGUAUUUGAUGCUUUACUUCCUAGUUGGCAUAUCUGCAGCCAAACCUCUGCAUUACGCAUCUCACAGUGUUCAAGUGCCUCAAGGUUUGUAUCAUAGUAACAUAUAGAUGCAAUAAAACAUAGAUGAGAUGCUUUAUUUAAGAAUGAAGAGUGUGAAGCAGUGGAGAACCACUGCAGCACAGUAUAUUUUUUCCACAAUCUUGAUUAAGUGUGCAGCAUUCAAAACUAAAUGUUUUAUUUCUUUUCUUUCUUUGCUAAAAUAUAUUUCCAGGAAUUCUGGUGUCAAAUAUAUGCAAACUAUUAAAAAUACGUUUAAAGACUGUC
Xyrichtys novacula (pearly razorfish) is the source of this 55914-nucleotide messenger RNA. NCBI's taxonomy places the organism in Eukaryota, Metazoa, Chordata, Actinopteri, Labriformes, Labridae. The record is from the annotation of a GenBank genome assembly.